AUGGAAGUAAUAGCGGAGCGAAUCGGACCCUCUGCAAAACGCGGCCAAAGCAGCCUCGGGUGAGUAGCGAGCAGCGGGGCGCGCGUUCAGAGAUACCUCGGGGUAGGUUUCGCGCGAGCGCCGUUCCGUAGUAUUAUUUUUUUUUUAAAGCUUUUGGGAAAAGGUCGCAGAGGCGAGGAGGGUGCCUAAAGCGUGGAACACUUUUUGUGCGCGUGUGAACGCAGCCGCGAUUCACACCGGAUGUGUUAUUAAUUAUUAAAUCAUUCUUAUUAUUCUGCAACACCGAUACUAUUAAUGCUCCCACUGCCAACCUAAAGAUUUUGAACUAGAUGGUCGCCAACAUUCGUGCCAUGUCUACUCAGAAGUAAGUCCCACUGGAACUUGCUCCCAGCUGCAAUCCUAUAUUAAGUUCACCUGGAAGCAAGCCUCCUUGAGCUCAGCGGGACUUACUUCUGAGUAGACAUGUACAGGAUUGCGCUCUGAAUGAACAGCUCCCAGUUUUACUCGGGGCCUUUAUUUUUUAGAAAAAUGGGUUUCUACAUCCUAGACUCCCACGCUUAACUUUUUGCAGGAUCGCAGCCCUGGAAAUACUGUAGCGGUUCUCCCCACCUCCCCUCCCCGCAAUCCCCUGGGCUGACAUCCACAAACCACUUGUCUACCCCUAAACACCAAUGCUACCCACACCGUCCUUAGGAACAUAACUUUGCCUUCCGGUUCUCCGCAUCUUUAUUCGGAAUAAAGUCUCACUUGCAUAGAGCUUACUACUGGACUCCCAAGUGAGCGUGCGUAAGGAUCGCAGCCCUGACCUCUUGACAGCCACAUCAGCUCGUCAGCAUAUCCCAUAAUACAGGCGCGGGGAGGGCGGGUUAAAUGGUCGUCCCCCCGCCUAUUAAAAGCACCCAACGAAUUGUCACCGGCGCCCGCCCGCUUGCAUGUAAUGCGUAAAGUUGGCUGGCCAACUGCCUUUCUUCUAUUGCGCCCCAAAAAAUGGUUCCAAAUGAGAAAUGGAUAGCAAUGAAAUUAGUUUUGUCUCUCUCAUCUCUCGCUCCCGUGUUCCGUGAUCAAUUGAUCAGCGUUAUUUGCCCACCGCCUUUCCUAGUCUUUUCCUGGAGGGAGAGAAUUUACUUAGGGGGUUGGAGAAAACAGAGCCAAGAGGGCGAUCGCUUGCAAAGGCUACUUUGUUUGGAAAUGGAUUUUUUGGGGGGGAGAGGCGCACCUCUUUCUCUCUCGCCCCCUCCUCAAGAUCCCCAAGCCAAAUCUUCCCACUCCACAGACAGUUGACAAGGAGAGCUAUCUGUCUGGCUGUGUGUCUACUUUCAGAUUUCCCCCUGAUUGAGCGGGGGGGUGGGAGAGAAAAGAGAGUUGGGUCAAGAGCCUCUUGGCGCCAGGAGUUUGAAGUGUCCACAAUUAAAAAGCGACAAGACAAAGGAGUUUAAAAAAAUAAAUAGAGAGAAGCAUUUAUGUCCCCCAAAUUCUGGGAAGUUAUUCCGGGCCCCCCUUUUCUCCCUUCAAGUGGGAGAGGACCCAUAAGCCCGCGAUGGGAGCAGCAGCCGCGCUUGCCCAGGCUGUGGAAUCAUGUGCUCGCCUGACCCCUAGAUGGCCGCAUCUAAUCAGCUUCUGAGAGACUCAGCAAGGCCAGCUAGUCUUUCGCAGCUCCUCGGCUGCGUGGGGAGAAGGGGGAGGGGAGCAACUCCGCGCAGACACGCACAGGGUCCCCAAGCCCAGUCCCCAACUGGGCGGGUCGAGAUCUAUGGAGCAACAGGCGCCUUAGGUCUCCUCUCCAUCGUUCACGCAAAGCACGCGACUUUUCUCAAAGAAUCCCGAGGACGGUACUAUAGUUUACAUGGCACAGAGCUAUAGUACCCAGUACACUUAACAAACUACAGUUCCCAACUUUUCUUAACAAGCGAGAGCUCCCGAGAUUAUUUUGGGGGGAGAGGGAGCCUCGCGCCUCGCGUGUGUAGCGUGGCCUUAGCUCUCGCCCCGAGGAGCUUACAGUUAACGGUGAGCAUUUUGGAGGGAAUGAACUGGAGGGGGGAGGGAAUUAAUAAUAAAUAGGAUGCGGAUAAUGAAUAUGAGCAAAAAAUGAAAACGACAGCGGAAAGAGGGGAAGUGAAAAGGCAUUGGCCCCACCCACCCACCAGAUACAACCCUUAAUUCGCAGCAGAGAAAUUGGGGGGGGUGCGCUGUUUGCAGCAGCCAGAUAACCCCUCCUUUUUUUCUUCUUUUUUUCCGAGCGCCUAAUAUCCCGUUUGAGUCUGAUGAGGCUACGAUCCUAACCACACUUACUGGGAAGUAAGUCUCAUUGAACUGAACAGGGCUUUCUCUGAAAUAGACACGCCUAUAGGAUUGCUCUGUGGCGAACUCUUUGCCUGCCCCCUCCCACCCGUCAGCCAGUAAACAUUUCCGUUUACAGUGCCUUUGACUUAGUUGCUCCAGUGCAGACGCUUCCUGAGCCCCCGGAUCUGUUUGAAAAAGCCAGACCUCAUCCCCACAAGAUGUUGAGCACCGAGGCAGCUGGUUUCUCUGGACAUGGACAGAGUGCAUUUCAAGUGACCCCCAAGGUGUUAUUAUUACAAGCCCGCACAUUUAUUGUCUUAAAGGAGCGAGGCUUCUGGGGGGCGGGGGGCUCCUCCAGCCUGCCUGUGUUGACCCCGGUACGUGUUUUGUUUUGUUUUGUUUUUUAAGGCUCAAGAAGUAGGCAGGCUUUUUACAGAAUAUAUUCUCUUUAUGCGUGUGUUUGAGAUGGUCUGUCACGCACACACUCUCUCGUCUUCUCCGCAGCCCAGAGAAAAAUCAUAGGGAACCGCCUAAUACCGAGUCAAACCAUUGAUCUAUCGAGCUCCAUGUUGCCAACACUGACUGGCAGCAGCUCUCUAGGGCUUCGGGCAGAGGGGGCAUUCCCUCUCCUAUCGGGAGAUGCCUGGAAUCGAACCUGGGACCUCCUGCAGGCAAAGCAGCUUCUCUACCCCUGACCUACAACCUUUCCUUUCCGGAGAACAGAGAGAAAGCCAUAUAUAUAUAGAUCGGGUGCAAGUAGGCGAAUGUACUAGUCAGAACAGGGUCCAGACGGUGCUUAUGCAGAUUUUUCACCCUCUCAUUUCCCCCACCCAUAUUAUACUGUCACUAAUCCAAAACAUCCGCCCUGCAAGGUAGGGCACCAUUACUACCAUGUUGCUGAUGGAGUGAGACAGAGAGGGGCCAAAAACCAAAUCAGAAGCCAGAUUUGAACCAUGGUGGGCUGAGGGGCUCACUACCGCAAAGCCAAUUCAGUCACUGAUUGGUAAAAUUCAGAUUCUGCAAGGGGCUUAUGACAGCCAGGUAAAGGUGUUCAAAUUAAGACUCUGCUCCCCCAGCCCAGUUACCAAGCAAGGGUAAAGAGACUGGGGCUCCUACAUCUUUAGUAGCAAGCUGCAGCUGCCGAAAGUCCAUUUUCUACCCAGCUAUUGAAGGUGCAGGAGUCCCGGCCUCCUUGCUGAUAUUCCUGCUGCCUCUUCCUGAAUUAAACCCCAUCACCCCCAACUCCCUUCUCAGCUCUCUUGCUCCCUAUAGUGCAGAACAGGAGGUGGACCUCAGCUAUAAAGGGGGAGAAAAUCUUCCCAAAUACCAAGCAAAGGUCCAUGAUAGCAACAGGCAUAUUGAUAUUAUUAUUAUUAUUAUUAUUAUUAUUAUUAUUUAGUGCUAAGGAAUGAUUUGAGGAAAGGGAGUGCAAAAAGGGAGUAGUUUUAAAACUGGGAGCAAGGUUGAUGUUCUUUUUAGUGGUAGCGAUGGCACCUGCUUGCUCAAGGUACCCCUUGAUUUGAAAAUGAUAGAUCCCAAUAUUCCCCCUCCCGCGCGCAUUUUAAACCCACGUGUAAAUAAGCCACCGAUUGCGUGGCUUUUUGCAACGCGAUUUCUGGCUUUGCUGUCUAUGGGCGGGGAAGAGAAGGGCAGUUUGAGCGAGAUGUUAGUCUUGUUAUCUUUCUGUUUUGUUUUCACCAAAGAGAGGAGAAGGAGGAGUCCCUUAUUAAACGUGGACAAAGUCAACCAGCAUCUAGAGAAGCAUCAGACCCUGUAGGGGCCAGCCCACCCCUUCCAAAAUACACCCCUUUCCUUACAAUUUUAUCCCGAUUCCAGGCUGUUACGGAGAAAGGGAGAACCUACAAACGUGCCCGAUUCUAGCUUCGCUUCCCCGGAAAUAAGCGCCACAACACACAGAGGUCAGAGGUUGCUAUUCGCAAGGAAAGCGCGCUCAGGAUCACAGCCUGAAAAAAAGGGGGGAAACAACUUUUGCCCAUAAUUCAUUUUUAACUUUCAGGAAAGGGUUUGUCGGGUGCUGGUGAGAAAUAAAGAAGAUACAGACUCGGUACCUAUUCGUGCUCAAAGCAUACCUGCGACACGAUCCAGCCAAACAAACAACUCUAAUAAAUACCUCACUGGUUUCAACAACAGAACUGUAAACGCUCGCUUGCUUCUUUUGCCCGGCAAAAUCCAUGGGUGUUCGCGGCUCGCUUGGGGCAGGAUCUUGCACUUAGGAUAAUAUCCUUCCCAGUUGUCAUUUGCCGGAAGUAGAUCCCAGAGGUCUCUCUCCCCACCCCCCACCACGCAAAUGGGGCUUGCUUAACUGCGCAGAGGAUCGCGGUGGGGGAGGAGGGCGAGGGAAUCCCACCCAACUCUCUGGUAAGCGCAGGCGAUGGGCCAACUACAGAAAAUGUCCUCAGUGGGUUAUGAAAGAAAAAUGAAGUAAUUUAGACAACAGCAGCCAUAUAUAUAAAUACACACGCACACGCACACACAUCUCCCAAGGAUGCUAAACUUGGUUUUGAAACCCAAGCAGGAAGAAUCACCUGCAACCAUGUCAAACAUGACAGGAACUGGAUUAUAUAAUGCAUCUGCUUUCUACUUCAUUUCAUCCAUGAACUGAAUGGGGUGGGAGGUGGACGUAGAAAAGGAAAACUGGACCCUUGAUCUGAUAACAUUUGGAGUUUAAGCUCACCAGUGGAAGUUUGAACCAACAUCUACGCCUUUACGCUCCAUGAGAAGAACCCAAAAGUUCACUUUUUACGUCUUAAAAUAAUUUGCUAUUUCCCCCCCUUGAUUAUUUUUUUAAAUAUAAAAAUCAACUGCUUUUUUUCCUCUUUCGUGAUUGGUAUACAAAAUUAAAUGUUAUGCUCCAUGUUUUUGGAACGUUCGUGCUUUCCCCAGUAUUACAUUACACACACACUCCCCGCACAAAUACACAAACACACAUAUAUAUUCCCCCUUCGUGUGUGUGUGUGUGUGUGUGUGUGUGUGGAGAUAAACAAACGGAAAUCUAACAUGCCCAAUCUAAUCGGCCCAGGAAUUGUAGUCUCUUGCUGCAGGUUAAGCUUGCAAUCCAAUACUGUACCCAUUUGCCUGAGGGUAAGCCCCAUUGAACUCAGUGCGGCUUGCUUUGAGUAGACCCGUAGAGGAGUGAUCUUCGUGCGUGUAUAUUCUUUGGAGCUGUCCCCCCCCCCCCACUUUUAAACAAGCAUUGUAUUAUGCAUAGAAUGUAUGCGGAUUUAUUUGUAGAUUCCUCGUAUCCCGCACGUACAUCUGCGUGCGUGUGCACGACGGACACAACGCACACCAUGUUUAAAUACGAGGUGGGGGCUUAUCUGGAAAUGAAGGGAGAGAGUUUGCUUUAAGCCUCAGGUCGAUUCCGGUUAUCAGGGCAGUGGGAUGGAGUUUAAAUGGGGGGAAGUUCUGGAGCCUUGGAUCUCCCCCCCCCCAACCCCAGCGAAUAUACAAAGUUCAGUUUCCAGCCAUUUUCUAUAUUAAGCUUCCCUUAAUCCCCCAACAAGCUGGAACAUCCCACUUUGCCCCCCCCUUUUCCCAAGUGCAUUUUGAUCUAAUAAUUUCCUUGCUAUUCCUUUCUCUCUCUCUCUCCCCUUCUGCAACCUUCUGGGACUGGUUAUCUUUUAAAUAACUUAUCUUGUCGACUUCCUUCCCCGAUCCCUCUCCAUUCCCCGCCCCCCGCCGCAAUUCUCCUAGUAAAGACUGAAAAAGAGAAAGCGGGGGGGAGAGAAUUGGCACAGAUUUAUUUCCACUUGCUUCGCUUAUGCCUUUAACCCCUGUAUUUUCCAGGCGGGAUAAGUGCUGCGAGGCGGGGGGACGGGGGGACGGGACGACGACACACUCUUCCUAUCGGGAAGCUGAGACCCCCAUUUUCCCCAGAAAGGUUUGCAAUGGAUUUCUCAGUCCUCUUUCACAGCGAAGAAUAAUUACAUUCAGAUAAAACAUCCAGGCUGAAAAUCAAGACCACUCUACAUCUGUGUGAGUGAGGGAGGGGGUGAAAAACACGGUAGGAAAAGAGGGAAAGAUAAAUAUUACGGAUGAGAAAUCCUGCUUGGGUUUCAAAGCAAAAUUUAGCAUCCUUGGAGAUAUCCAUAAUCACACCUUUAUAACACCCUAACAUCGUUUCCAGGUUUUGUUCUGUUUUAAUUGUGUAGAAAUAAACAGCAGCAGCAGCUAAGGGUGUGUGAAUUAACGAGGGAGAAGGAGCGAUCGCGGGGGAAAUGGAAACACAAGCCAAUAUUCCCGAAAAUGAACGUGAAGACGCGUGUGUGUGAAAUUAUGAGUAGGACGCAUUAAUUUGAAAGGAAGAAAUCCACGGCUGGAUGAAUGAGGGAGAGAGGUGUUUUUUAAAUAUAUAUUUUUUAUCAUUCUUUCAAAGGGAGAGAUGGGGAGCGGAGUGAAAUGGAUCCCUAAAACGUUACGAAAGGAGAUGCGUAACAAGCAAAACGAGGAUUUAUUAUUAUUUCCCCACAGACAAUUAAAAACGCUGCUUGAACUUUAGGAGAAAGCUGCUCUGGCUAAACAUCUGCCCACCCCCCAGCAGGUCCCUGUCCUGUCCUCCCCCCCCCCGUUUUCUCCCCCUCCCCCCCACCAUGCGCCCCCUUUCAUCUCGACCCAUCUCCUCUCUCCAUCCCUCGUCUAUUUUUAGCCACGCAGACUCCGGCCCUGGCGCCAGGCCGUUUAAGACCUGUCAAAGUCCUUCAUAUUUCCCUCAUGUCACAUGGCGGACCUUCCCGGGCCCCCCUCCUAGUCUGCCCCUCCUUAUCCCCCCCCCCCCAAUUUCUGCCUGCAACUACACACACACACACACAGAGGCAGCCAGGCAGCCAUUGGGGACCUUGGCGCUUUUGCAAAGGGUUGCCGGGUCCUCAAUUUGCUCUUCUCCGCGGCUCCCUCGUCUCUCUGACCUCAGCCAGCGGGACUGCUGGUAUUCUGUCCGGGCCACUUAGCCAAAUUGCGGGUGAUUGAUGAAAAUAACAUUUCUCACAAGAAUCAAUGCCCCUCCCUGCCUCCUAACCCACCCCGGCCCCCCUUCUGCAGGCACCAUAGGAAAUGAAUGGAAAAUUGUCCCCAGGAACAGAUCAACCGGGAAAGCAAAAUAUCGUCAGACCUCCAAGUUAACACAACCACAAAACUCUAGGCUGGGGGGGGGGGGCGGGCGGGUGUAGUUUCAGGAGGAUCAUAGGGACCAGCGCCUCGCUGCUGAAGUUGUUCACUGGAGUUCUUGGAACGCCAUUGCAUGUGGCGCAACCUUCUGCGCAUCGCGAUCCUCUGCAUGUUUCCUCGAGCGUAAGCCUCGCUGAGUUCAGCUGGGCGUAUUCCCGGGGGGAGCUGCAGCCCUAACCCCACCUGCAUGGAAGUAAGCCCCGCUGAAGAUAAUAGGACCAGCCUUUGGAAGAGACAUUAUUAGGAUCGCGCUCCCAGCGCGCAUUGGAUUGUCACCGAGCCAGGCAGAGUUGCCUGUUUUUAAUCAGAAAUAAGUCUUACCGCGUUCAAGGUGCUUGCCAUUCCUGUUAUGUUUUCAGAAUAAACAGUUAAACAAGAUCUCAAUGCAUUACCUUAGACACUGGGAGAGGAGGGCGUUGCAAAACUACCCCCAACAACCCCCCUCCGGUUCCCAGUUUAGUUUGUGAUCAUUUUUUUUAAUGCUGUUUGUUGUAUGUAUAUUCUCAAUUCUAGCGUGUGUAUUUUAAGGAAAGGGUCAAAGUUUGUUCUAAGGAAAAUGCACAGACUUGUUUCGAAAAAUAAAAUGUUUUUAAAAAUGACAAUUGAUAUUAUCCUGGCUAUGUGGUUUCACUCGCCCUUCGUUCCUCCGCAACAAUAAAAAUCCCCACGCGCGCGCGCACGCAGCUCGCCACUUGACCCCACGCAAAUCUGCAAAGUCCAGAAAAACGGCACCCUUCUGACAUUAAAAGUGCGCCAGGAGCUUCACCCCAGGCUGCUCUGCCUCGGGGGAGGGGGCUGGGACAUAAAGUCUACAGGAGACAGGAAUCCCAAAAUUACACGCUGGUGUUUUUUUUUUGGGGGGGGGGGAUGUCUUUCUCGCGAUGAAACCCCGCUGAGUUUCCAUAGGAAUAAUUUCCAGGUAUGCUGCACGGGUUUCAAUGGGAUAAACGGAAGCACGUGGCCAGCCGUGGAUUGGGUAGCGGGCAAUGGCUUCCAUGGAUCAUCGACACACACAAGAACACGAGCGAAAAGAGAAAACUGUAACAUUCAAAAAGGUGUGUUCCACCUUGGUAGAAUUCAUUCCAAGAAUGAAGAUUUAAAAAAAUAUAUAAAUAUGGUUGGCCAUGGGAGCCCAAUUUUGGAGAAUCCGGGAGGGAGGUCUUGAGAUAAGACAUACACAUACACACAUGCAAGCAGAAUACACGUUACAAUCCCAGGAACUGACACCUCCCUGCAAAAUGGACCGGAAAACGAUGGCGGCGGCAGCGGCGGGGGGGGGGGAGUUCGGACAUCAGUGCCCCCAAUAUUAUAACCGAGUUAUCCAAGAGUCGCAGCCUGUUGGUUUUAACUGCAUUUAAAAAAAAAAAAUAAUAAUAAUAGAAAAGUAAUAAAAUGCAGAUUUAGAUCCGGGAGGAUAUUCAGAUCAGUUCGGAAAAGUUAGCUGGGUUCUUUUGUGUUUUUAAUGUGGCGUCCCACCCACAAAACCUUGGAUUUCUAAUCAGCCCGCUUCAUACAGCGUUGAAGGUACAAUCCAUCACCUUAUUAAGGAAUGAAGGUUUUUUUGGGGGGGGGUUGCGGUGGGGGGAGGUGGGAUAUUUUUGGAGAAGAUUCAGAGGUCAUAUACAAUAUUAAGGACCACCCCCCCCCGCCAAAAAAAGUACUGGUGAUACGUUUAAUUUUUUUAUAUACCUAAUGAUCAUCCGUGCUGGAUGUGUUCCUAAGGAACCCUUUACUGUCUGGAUGGGAAAGGUGGGUGGUCUCCCUAAACAGCACCCCUAAACCGGGCUGCUGAGUCUCCCCUUUUCCUCUCCCGCUCAGUCGUACCUUAAACGAUAUAUCGAAGAAGCUCUUGUCUCAAUUAUGCUGCCCGCAAAACAGACCAACCUAAUUCAAGCCCCUUUCGGCCAGCCCCAGAACCCCCCCCCUUCCUCUUUCUCUAGAGCAAGGGCUUAUUCUCCCCAAAUUCAAGGAGCCAGGUUCAAAAUUCUGUGAAGCCUCUGAGCUUGCUUAGAGUAUGUUUUUCCCUACGUCACUGCUGAAUUGUCCCCCAGGCCAGAGACUCGGCCCCGGAGCGAUUCCAUCCAAAAUGGAUCCCUUUGUCAGGCAAAUCUGAAAGUCAGCAUCGAACACCACAAGCUUCUCGAACAAGUUAGGCUUCCAGAACUUUAGUCCGAGGAUGGGGCCCAAUUUCUUAAAAAGGGUGAGGGGGGUUACUCGGAAACAAGGCCGGUUGGUUUCAGAAAGUACACGGAUUUAUAAAUCAGUUAUGCAGGGUAAUAGAAUCUAAUUCUUCAACGCUAUCAGGCACAAUUGCAACAUUAUACGAGUACAAGCACGAAAACAUUCUUAUCUAUUACACACAUGCAGACACACUAAUAUCAGUCAUGUAUAUGUGCAAUAAAUAUUUGUGUUAAUCAGCAGACACACACACACACACAUUUCUGGUUUCAAAGGAUCUGUGGGAGGAAGCUGCACAGCGUGGACAGAUUUCAAGGGAUAAGAAAAAUUCAUAAUAUCUGUCUGGCGUCUCCUCUCCGCCUUUCAAGUUAUACUCUGGACUCCCAAUAGAUAAUGCAUUUAUCAAUGAAUUUUACAGGGCAAUAAACAGACGGAGGGAGAAGCCACGAGUAUUAUCAAAAGUAUUUAAAAUAUAUUAAGCAGAGCGAGGGAACAGCCAAGGCAAUCUACGCCCCUUGUAAGUUUAUGGUCGCUUAUCGAAGUCCUUUACAAGGGAAUAAGCAAAACAAGGACGGGAAAGAGUGGGGUCUCUGCCCCGAUAAGCUUACAAUAUGUUUUUCUCCCAGUGGGAGAGCCAAGAAAGAGGGUGACCAAAGGUUAUAUGGGGAAUGCAUAUUAGAGAGUGCAUUCACACGUACUUUGUUCCUCUCUCAAACAAAUGAAAUGAAGAUUAAAUCGAGAGAGAGAAGGUUGUUGGCUGCAUGGGAAUAAAGAUUCAAAACCAGGAAAGAUUGAAUUGUUUAAAAAUAGGCGGAAGGCCACUGGGUACUUUCAAGGGUUAGGACAUUUCAACGCCGACCAUCAUCGCUUUACUCGAGGGACAAUAUGGAUUGAUGAAAACAAUUUUUAUGUUUAUUUUAGAUUUGGUUUUUAAAUCCAGGUGUGCGUGUGUGCCUCACCUCAAACUGGAUUUAGUUCUCUCUGGUUUCUCUUUUGCAGGAGGGGAGGCGGUCGGCCCGCCGGUCAUGUAGAACCUCCUCAUCCACCCACAUCCCAGGGAACCGGUUUAGUCUCGUGUUCCUACCUCCCCACCCCCACAAAGGACCUAGUAAGAGGAGUUGAGCAAGAACCUCGAAAUGGGUAAGGAAAUCCAGAUCUCCUCUGAGAAUUCGAUAUUAUUCCCUUUGGAAUCAUUGCUAUUAUGAAGGAUGGAAGAGAUUUCAUGUUGUUUUGCAGGCCGAUCCUAAGCACGUUUCCUCCUCCGGAGUCGAUCCUAAGCAUGUUUCCUCCGGAGUCGGUCGGUCUCUCCACCGAAAUCAAUGGACCUUCCUUUCCAGAAGGGGCGGCUGGAGAAUCACUGAGCCAAGUCUGCGCUCCUGAAACGCCCCUUCCCGGGGGUUUGCCCCCCCCCCGAAGUUGCUGCCUUUGCAGCACGUUAAAGAAGAGCGGAGAGAUCCUUAAUAGUGCAAAAUGCCCAGUUUUUCAAUAGUAAUGGGGGAGUAAAAAGAGAGAGACUUGUUUCUCUUAGUCGUUGCAAACUCCACGUGCCCAUAUCCUUAUCCUGUAAUUCCGCCUCCCCCGACUGGUGUGAAACUGGGGGCGGGACGCCGUCCUAGGAGAGGGGGGGGGGAAAAAAGAGAGAAAGACACGAAUUCAAAUCCACCCAAGAGGAACCCCAGAGACAGGUGAAGAGAAGUUUGCACGCGAUCCAGAUUGGGUUUUACACGGACCUCCGGAACGAAUUAAGUACGUAACCAGAGGUACCACUGUAUUCCACCCCCCUCUCCAAAUUUACUGCCGCAGAAAAGCGAGGAAGAUGGGAAAUGCUCGUGGAUUCAGAACAAGGAAGAGGGUCUUCUCAUCUCCCCUCAUCCCCGCGAAGUGGAGGAGAAGGGGCGCAGCGUGCAGCCAGGCUGAGUCUCGGAUCAACAGGUGCACGACCGUUUCUGAUCGCGGCCAAGCAAGCAAAGCAGCGAGGAGAAAUUGACAAUGUGUUUGUUUUCCUAACGAAGAUCAAGACUUGGGAGCGACUUCAGUCAAGUUUCGGAUUAUUAUUUUACCGUCCCUUGUUUUGGGGGAAAGGUCUGGGGUGGGAGAUUAAUUUUACCCUGGAAUCUUAAACCUAUUAACUCAGAUAUCACGUCGAUUCCCGGGAGAAACAUGUAGCCCCUAUCCUGUACGCAGAAUUUAUUGGAAGUAACACCUGCCGACUUCAAUGGGACCUACUCCGGAGUAAGAACGUGUAUUCAGUUCGCAGCCUUACUCUUAGGACAGCCUGCGAUAGUCACCUGGAAGUAAAUCCCAUUCCCACUGAACUCAGCGGGGCUUCUUUUCCGAGAAGACAUGGGUCGAAUUGUUAGGCUCCAAUCCCAUACGCGUUUAUCUACUCGAAAGUAAACCCGGCUCAUCUUGUUUCCUAGUCCAAGAUGCAAAAAUAGGACUAGGCUGUUUGUUUCAAAUUCUCUGGGCUGUUUGCAGAAUGAAUUAUUUCGGAGUGAAUGGGUGGGUUAUAUGAUAAUAAUACCCUUGACUAGUUUUUUAGUUGAAUAGUUUCUAGUUUCUAGUUCCUGCAGAUAGACACGAGAAAUGCGAGGCUUAUAUUACUCUCUCAGCGGGGGGAAAUUAAAUUCUUCUUGUUGAAGAAAUGAUUUGUGAAAAUAUAAAAGGGUUCAAGAAUAUAUAAAUCAGUUUGUAAACACGAAAAGUUGGCUUCUGUGCCUGGGAAGCUUGGCAUCCCUAUCUCUGUGCAAUCCUGAACGUGCCUACUCAGAAGUAAGCCCUGCUGCGUUUUUAGGCCUCACUUAGGACUCUGGUCCGACUGAACACAGAGAGUGUUUCUAGCGGUGAAGUGCAGCUCCUAUAAAUAUGUCUACUCAAAAGUAAAUCCCUCUGACUUUUCUGGGACUUCAUCCCAGGUGCGUGCAUAUGAGUUUUCUAGUCUUCCUGCCAGCCAGGUAAGUGGAGUUAAGGGUUGGCAUCGAUGCCACCUUCCGGGUCCAUUCACACGCAUAGCUGCCGCUCGUCAGGUAUACGAGGAACUAGUAAACUCAUGUGCAUCAAGGGCGCACAGCAGCUUAAGAACACGGACAUUUGCACGUGUGAAUCUCACUCACCCUUAAGGCGUUUCACACGUGCCUUGCAGCCUGGAAGAGAGAAUAGGCAUGUCAGAACAACUGUGGCAAAGGCUUUUGGCAGGAAACACAGCCAGCUUAUUGUGUCCCAUUGCUGUCGAUUACAUUAAUAGCGAUUUAUUAUUAUUAUCGGAUAAAAUUGCAAGCGAGACACACAGAAGGACAGACCGCUCUCCCUAUCUACAGUUACAGGGGAUUUGUCCCGGCUCACUUAGCGAGUCUUGUUGGCAGAGAAGCGGGCUGUUGAGCCCCCGUCCGAUAUUUGUAGAAAUAAUAUGUUAACGCUUCUCAGAUCUAUGUGAAUCAGUCGAUGUGCCCUGGGGCCAUCUGAGAUGAACAGGUCACAAGCAGAACGUGGGGUGGGGCGCUCCAUUAUGGUACCCCAGAAGCGGAAAACAGUCCCAAAGGAGUUUCUCUUGGAGCCCACUGUCUAAUUGUCACUGAGUACCCUUGCAUUAGUCACAGUCUGGCAGCCUAACCUACCUCACAGGGUUGUUGUGGAGGGGAUGAAAGCCGUGUUCGUCACCUUGAGCUCUCUGGAGGAAGAGUGGGGUAGAAAUGUAGGCUUCUGUCAUACACUUUUUAAAAAAGAAGUAUUUUCAGAUGGAUUUGUAAUCCUACUGUUUUAUGCAAUGAUGAUGAUGAGGAGGAGGCCCAUUCAAGCAAAGGUCUCCAGGAGGAUCACCUAAACGAUAACAUGAGGAACUAAGAGCCCAAAAUAAUAAUAAAAAAAUUUUUCCUGACUUUUAGCAUAUAGGUUUUACAUUUUAUUUUUAAUGUAGACUUUAAUUGUUCUGUCCUUUUGUAAACAGCCCCGGGAAUACGAAUGAAAGGUGUUAUUAAAAAAAAAAACCUCCAUACUUCUGAAUAAACAAGUGAAACAUGUGCAUUGACGAUGCUGUAUAAAUAAAGGAUUAUUGAUUGCAGAACAAAUAGUCUGGGCAAUCUCCUCCCUUUAAAAACCCUCAAAUAAACGCUGGAAUUUGGAUGGGGGGGAGGGAAACGGACACCAACAACUCUGAAAUUAUUUCAAGACAUCAGGAUGGGCUACUGCGCAUCAGAACCACACCAACUGAGAACACCACCUUGUCUACGCAGAAGGAAACCCACAUGAAUUCAGUGGUGCUUACUCGCAGGUAAGUGGGGUUAUCUGGGCGUCAGUCCCACUGAAUUCCAGUAGAUAGGACUUAGUUCUGCAUAGACAGGGAUGAGGAAAGCCUUCUCAUCCUCACCCCCCCCAUGUUGAUAAACUCCAAUUCCCAUCAGCCUCUAUGGCCAAGGAUUAUGGGAGUUGUAGUUUUGCAUCAUCUGGCGGAUCACAGGUUGUCCCAUGCCUGGUUCCGAAGAUACUUUUUGUAGGAGCUUGGACUAGGCGACCCUCGUGGUCCUUUCUAACUCUGCAAUUCUAUGAUUCUAUGAAAGGAGCCGGGAAGCAGACACAGGCCCCAUCUGAAUGGGAUAUUUAAAGCGGCAUAAUAUGAUUUAAAACAGCCAGGGCUCCCCCAGAAUGCUGCAAACUAUAGUUUGUUAAGGGUGCUGAGAGUUGUGAGGAGACUCCUGUUCCCCUCAACCAGCUACAAUUCCCAGGGUGGUUUAUCAGUCAAUCCCUCUUCCCAGCGAAUUUGGGACGCGGGUGGCGCUGUGGGUUAAACCACAGAGCCUAGGACUUGCCAAUCAGAAGGUCAGUGGUUUGAAUCCCCACGACGGGGUGAGCGCCUGUUGCUCGGUCCAGCUCCUGCCAACCUAGCAGUUCGAAAGCACUUCAAAGUGCAAGUAGAUAAAUAGGUACCGCUCUGGUGGGAAGGUAAACACGUUUCUGUGUGCUGCUCUGGUUCGCCAGAAGCGGCUUAGUCUUGCUGGCCACAUGACCUGGCAGCUGUAUGCCGGCUCCCUCGGCCAAUAAAGCGAGAUGAGUGUCGCAACCCCAGAGUCGGCCACGACGGGACCUAAUGGUCAGGGGUCCCUUUACCUUUACCUUUAUCCUGGGCACAUGGGUCUCUUAAGAACUGCCAGUGGCAGGAUAUCGCUUUGAAGGUCUACUGCAGCUGGGGUCAGAAGAGCAUCUAGGCUCCUUUGGGGCUACAAGUGGCAAAUCACCUCGAGGCAAAGUAAAUAAACCGCAAGAUUUCAGGGUGGCCAUUGCGCAAGUAAGUGGCUUGUGGACAUGAAUGACUAAAACAAGAAGAAGAAGAAAAAGAGAGCAGGCGUUUUUAGCUAUGCGCACCGAUAAUUAUAAGCGUCAAUUACGUUAAAUGGGAGGGGCCUAACAUACUUUCUAAAAACACAACCCCCUCCCUCCACAACACACACGUAAAAAUAGCCCAUAGUUAUAUUUACCACGUUGGGAAAAUAUUCUAAGAGUCUGCAGGGAGGGGGAGAGAAGAGGAAGAAGAGUUAAAAAGGGGGGGGGAGAGAUGAAAGUGAAAGGGAGAGUUUAAACAAGAAUUCAAAUACGUAAUUAAGGCAGAAUCGCUUGGAUUCAAUGGGGCUUCCGAGGAAAUAUGCGCAUCGUUUUGCGCAAAAGGCUUGCGGCAUAAAAAAGCUUAAUCCAACGGACAUGUGAGUUUAUUUCUACGCCGGUUUGUUCUCCAGUGCGUGAAGGCCGCUCGAGCCAGCCUUUGGGGAUAUUUUCUCUCCUCCUCGUUUCAAUUUCCCAAGUUUCUCACUCUCUUUCCCCUCCCUCCCACCUUUUAAAGACUGUUUAGAUUUCUUUCCGUCUUUAAAAGAAAAAUAUUUCCAGUAAUCCAGCUUUCUGGAAAAUAACAACACGCCAAGAAAAAGAGACGGGUCCUCCGCCCCCCAUCAAACUUCCCCUGAAGUUUAUCCAGAGUUUAACAACUUUAUAAACACAUUUCCCCUGAUUGUCAAGGGAAAAUUGCAUGUAAACCUCAUAGGGAAAGUUGGAGAUAAACGUCCCCUGCCCGCGUCCUUUCCAAUCUCCUUUAGCAGCCAGUUGCUGGAGCUGUCAUUCUGAGUGGAGAGGCGGCCCUGGUCGGAGACUCUAGUCUGUGACCUCCUUGGGGCAGAGAGCUAAUUUCGCAGGGCGGCGAGAACUUGAGCCGCGAAGAGGCCUGCGUCUCCCUCUCUGAGGGGAGCUCCCUGCCUUUUAUGAAUUGGUGGCACACAAUUAUAAGAUGUGCGAAAUAAAUACUGAUUGCAUUUAUUAUUAUUAUUUAUUAAUUAAGGCAGGAAACAAUCCAGCCAAAUUCUAAGCACACUUUUUACAGACCUGUCCUAUGCGCCUUUACGCAGCCACCGACUUUAAUGGCGCUUACUCCCAAUCAAGUGUGCACAGGAUUGUAGCUUUAGAGUUGCUUCAGACUUAAAAGUUCUGCUUACCCCCUUGAAAUAAAAUGGACGCGACGAACUUGGAUCCACUCAUUUCAGUGGGUUUGCUCUGAGUAAAGCUUAGUUGGAUAGAACCCAUAUAUUUUAAAUGAAACAUGCACACACCACUCCAUGAAAUGUCCUACUUAGAGCAGACCCAUUGAAAACAAUGGGCACGAUGACCUUGGACUCAUUAAAACGCCCAUUGGCGCGCGGGGGGGUUACGCAUGCGCGCAACAUCCCAUUGAAAUAAACCGGAUGCCAAAAAUGUUAAAAGGCGCGCGGUGGAGGGGGCAGGGAGUGUCGUGGCCCAAAUGUGGUUGAUAAAAGGCUUUUCAAGCGCUUCCUUCCCUCCCAAAAACCCUUUAAGGGAGGCCAGUUUGAUUAUCGACACAAAGGGGAGCCUGAUGAUGUGUGAUGUAUUUAAACAUGUAUUGCAAUAUUUGAAUGCCUUUUUGGUCCUAGAGAAGAGGGGAGAAAGUGCAGAUAAAGGCGAGAUAAACACCUUUGCCUCUCAUAUACAGUAGAACCUCUCGCCUUCUGUUGUAAAGGUGAUUGGAAGCUUCCUCGGGGCGGAGAUCUCCUUUCUGUUUGCUCACCUAUAGCGCAGUCCAGCUCCUCGAACCGUCAGGACUUGUGAUAACGCCAAAACACAUGGAGCAGAUACCGUCUUUACAAAGUGUAGCAUUCCUUUAACGGUUAUGUACACCGCCGUGCGGGAUACUUGUGUUAAAAGGCGGCGUAACACGAAGGCAAUAUAAUGAUUUUAAUAUGAUAUUUAAAGAAAUCAUAGGAAACAAACAGGGGGAAAGGGUGGGUCAAAGAUUUAUAUGAUUUCUCCUGUCUGUCCGCGAUGAAUACUGAAGCUCAGAAGGUCAUCCCAGCAACAAGAUAGAAAUAAAUCAGUUUCUGGGCACUUUUGCGCCACAACCUAUAAUAAAAAGCACCCUCCGACCAAAGAAUGCUGGGAACUGUAGUUUGUUAUGGGCGCUGGGAAUUGUGCCUCAGGGGGAAAAACUGCAGUUCCCAGGAUUAUUUGGGUGGCCGGGUGGGUGUAAAUGUAUUUUAAACGUAUGGUAUGUACGCAGCCUGUCUCUAGCCUUGAGAAGAUACCCAGUCUGUGUGAAUUUUUAACGCUGGUGUGUUUUAGACACCCACGUGCGUGUGAGCGUUUCACACACAAUCGGGAAUCGUCGCCGCUUCUCUUCCUCCCUCCAUCGCCUUGAUCUCUGAAGUGGAGUUUACAUAGAGUCGAAUAAAUGGUUUGAUUUCCUGUUACAAUUAGAAUAAUUCUGAAAUUAUUUAAACUUUUUUUUUUUAAAAAUGUGACUCCUCCCUUCGGUUAUCCAGGCUGGAUAUCUCUGGACUCCCCAGCUUUCAGAUCGCGGCGGAGAAGAAGACCCCCCCCCUUCAGUAAAGAAUGCCUACAUUGGCAUUUAGGAGGAGACAAAUUAAUUAUUUAAUUGUAAAGACAUAAUUAAAAAUCAGUAAGUAAUAGAACUCCCUCGCGCAAUCCGAUGUGUGCUUGCUGGAAAAGAAAGCUCUGUCUUUACUCCCAGGUAAGUUUGCAAACACUUUCAAAACCCCUGUCUCCUCUUCUUUAAAAAACAAAAAAGGCCCCCGGCCCCAAGUAUGAACUGUUCGUUUCAACUGUUUUCACGGCUCUAGGACAAGUCGAAGUAUUAUUUUUUUUAAUACCCAGGGAGUACCAUCCCUUCGUUUCCAGAGGCUUAUCUUACAACUUGGCAAAGACGGAUUUCAGCUCAAAAAAAAGGAGUCCUUAAUUCGAAGGAGAGCUCGGUUGACUUCCUGUUCAGGUUUUCUUCUUCUUUAAAAUCAGGCUUUAGAACUGAGGUUUUUAAAAGCACGAAUUAUAUCCCUAUGUGUAAGUGACAGAACUGGGGAUUCGAACUCUGUUUUCCGUUUCCUGGUCCAUGGCACCACGCUAGUCCUCAGUAACUUCCUAUCCCAGGCUGUUUUCGAUUGCUUUAGUCCCGUCUUCUCUUCAAUUCCACCCGCUACAUAAACAUAUUUUACUCCCCCCCCCUGUCUCCCCCCAAUCGUUCUACAGAGUUCUCUCAAUGAAUGUCUCCUGCUCCUGGUAACAAUGUUUACUCACAUCCCCAUUCCUCAUCACCUCUUCAGUUCCCCAGUUCAUUACUUCCUUUCUCAAACGGUGUGUUUUAGAUUGGCAGCAGGGAUCUACUUUUUGAAUUAUUAGGUUGGCUUUCUUAGCGUACCUGUCUUAGGGCACCCGCCUAUAAUAUCUUUGUACAGCAGGACUCUCCUUCCUUGGAGGUCUUUAUGCAAAGGUUAGAUGUCCAUCUAUCAUGCCUUGCAGAGGGUUGGGCUGGAUGACCCUUAGGGAUCCCAGCCAGCUCCACAAUUCUAUGAUUCUAGGUUACAUUCCAGCUGUGCAAAAGUCAGAGGUUUCUAUAAACAAAUAUACAUAGAUGCCUCUUUGCCCUCCUUCUAGGAAUCCUCUUGGUUUGACACAAAAUCACUUGAGGAGGGUGUGGCUUGUGGGAGGGUGUGUGGCCUGGAAAGUGUUCCAAGGGCCAGACAGAGAGGCAUUUGGCCCCUGGUCAUUAGGGAUGGGGGAAGAAAUUUGUUUGGGUUUGCAUUUAAAGGUGAAACCACCUAAAUUCCAAAACAAUGUGAGACCCGAAACGCAACCAUCUUUUGAAAUUCACAAAUCCUCCAAAUUUUGCAAUGCAGUUCUCGAGCCAAAUAAUGUGCACACAAAUGGAUAUGACAGGGGACAGUGUUCACAAAAAUGCAACAGCAUUUUAAAAUUGCAUUAUAUUUGCUCCGCGAAAAUGUGUAUAUUAGGCAAAAUCGCACACAGAAAUUAGCACUGAAAUUCUGACUGAUGAAUUUUCUUGAAGGGCUUUUAAAAAGUCAAUGUGGUAUGGUGGUUGCCAUGCUGGGAGACCAGGGUUCAAAUUCCCACUCAGCCAAAAAGCUUGGUUGGGUGAUUUGGGCCCUGUCACUGCCUGACCUACCUCACAGGGUUGUUGUGGAGAGUAAAUGAGGAAGUAGCAUGGAAAAGUCAGGAUAUAAAUGCGACAAGUGAAUAGGUAAAUAAAAAUCACAUGUGUAGAGGUGAAUUGAAGAGUGCCAAAAGAAGAAAUGGAGAUAACCCAAAAUCGAUAGACUUGCCUUUCCCCAGCAGGAAGAGUCAAUCUGGGCCCAGAAGAACCUCCUUCCCAUUGUACUGCCCUGGUUAUAUUUCCAGUGCUGGCUCUCCGUGUGACAGAAUUCCUUCUCCCGGUGCUUCAAAGUGUGCCACACUUUACAGGGGUGACCCUCAAGUACACAGGGCCAGGCCGAGGCCUGCUUGCCUCUUCAUCCCUAUCUCGGAGUCUGAAGUGGAGGCAAGUGUCGGCCAGGCCUUGUGUUGGCCUUCUGACCAGGGGUGAAUUUCGCACUCCACCAAGAUGCCUUGGCUGCCAUCCUCAGUGCUCUUACAUGGCUGGUCAAGUAUCAGAGAGGCCCCUUCAUGAGGAGCCGGGGAAGGGGGGGAGGGACCUGAUAGUGGGGAGCCCCUUGACACCGAGAAGUUGACAUCUUGAAUAGUCAAGAGAAUGCGGCAGAGGAGACGCAGAUGAAGUGAACUUGGGAGGGAGGCCUCACAGCUAGCGCUCUGAUGCCUACAAAGGGAAGAGAGAUAGCCAUGGUCUCCAAGAGUCAACUUUGGGUCAGAGGUCCAGAAUCACACUCAGCAGACAUCCCCCACCAGAGACACUCCCCCCCCCAACCAGCUCUAGUCUUAAGCAGCAGAGUUGGCUUACUACAUUUUGAAAUAAUACCCGAGGUGGAUUUAAGGGAGCGCGACUGGUCCGGUUGCACUGGGCAUGGAGCCUCGGCGUGCCUCAACUGUGAUGUGGAAUGGAAGGUGGGAGGUGUGGGGUGGUGCCAACAUUUGGCAUUGCACGGGGCGCUGCUGAAAUUUCAGACUAGCAAGUUCUGCCACCAGUAAUACCCUUAAGCAUCUGAAAAGAACCCUCUCCCCAACAAGGCCAUUACACAGGAACAGAGGGAGAUUACUUUGAGUGAGUCAGACCAUUUGUCGAGCUCAGUAUUGUCUACACUGGCCGGCAGCAGCUAUCCAGGGUUUCAGACAGGGAGCAUUCCUGGUCUUACCUAGAGAUGCUGGGGAUUGAAUUUGGACCCUUCUGCAUGCAAGGCAUGAGAUAAGACUGGGAUGGGGCCUCUAGCGCAUUUGCCGCUGUUUAGCAUGCAAAGUAGGGCCUCCCUUCUCCUGGGAGAAGAUUGGCACCUGAUGCACACAGAUGGCUAAAUGCAGGCGAGCCAAACUUUUUGCAAAGCACGGGUGGUUACGAUGAGCCGCGCUGGGCCUGUCUUGAGGCAUCCAACUCCAAACUUGGCCUGCUGUAUCAAAAGCGCUGAGAGGUCCACGGGCGACUCUCCAAGCCGCUUGCAGGGGAAAUGUGUUUGAAACGGAGCCUGGAAGCCAGCCGCCUCGUUUUCCACUCUCCCUCUGCAUGUGUGUGUCAUCGCAGAGAAAUCUUGAAGCCACCCACCAGUAGUCAAGCGAAGGAGUGGACGCAGCAUCUGGACCAGGUUUCCAGGCCAAACCUAGGCAUGAAUCAAGGAGAUCAAAGGAAGGCCCUCAGCUGCAUUUACGAAAACACCAAGCUCACCCCAGAGUCCGGAAAGUACAUGUGUUCACAGCCUCCAACUCCGUGUCUGAGUGUUCCAGGAAAACACACACACACACACACCAGCAAACACAAAGACAUUUCAGUUCAUGGAGGGGAGAUCAGGUAGAAUAAUCAGUUUUCCCUCCCCACCCCAUGCUACAGUUACAUGGCAUAGUAGGCUGCCUGGGUGGCAUCUGAUUGUUCCUGUAGCUCAAAGCCUCUUAAAACCAGGUUGGCUGCUUAUGCAUCACCAAAAAGGAGGAAAUUUAUUUAAUUUAAUUUAUUUAGAGUAUUUGUACCCCAUUCUUCAGCCACAAAGGCUCAUAGAGUCGCUCACAUACAAUAAAGUAAAAGAAGGCAGUUCCUGCCCAGAGACUUACAACACACACACACACACACACACACACACACGUCUAUAAGACACACUUUUCCCCUCCUAAAAAGUAAGGGGAAAUGUGUGUGCGUCUUAUGGAGCGAAUGCAGGCGGGAGGCUCUGCUCAGCGCCCUUUAAAGAGCUGCGUGGAGCGUGUGUGCUGCCCUUCUCCCUCCUCGGGGAAAAGCCCCCAAAAGCCACACACACACACCGUGCACUCUUUAAAGGGAGCGCGGCUCUUGGGGGAGCCUUAGCUGCACGCAGCCUCUCCUGGGCAGGGAUCCCACUGGCUGUCCUGGCUUCUUGCUUAGCCGCGUGCAGCCUCUCCCGGGCAAGGGGAGCCUUCAUCCCGCUGCCUGGGAGAGGCUGUGCGCGGCUAUCCCAUAAGCCAGGACAGCAAGCAGGAUCGCUGCGCAGCACACAAGGGAAAAGGGACAGGGAGGGAAGAGGAAAUGCAUCACUAAAAAAGAAGGCACAGAUGAUGUGCAUGAAAUGUGUGCGCGCUAAUCUAUAUGUAUAGAUCAGGGGUAGGGAAUCUCAGGCCCGGGGACAAAAUGUAUUCUCCAAACCUCUUCAUCCAGCUUUCAGGACUCUCCUCACCACACCACCCCUCCUUCCCAUGACCUGUCCUGCUAGAAAUACAGUGCAUCUCACCUUAGUAAGGAAGACUGUUAUGGUGUUCACACAUUAUGUUAAACGAGUGUACAAUCUGUGUAUACAGACAUUUGAACUGCACAAACUUGCAACCAUUCACACGAAACAUUCAACAAAUGUACAGUCAGUGCUCCUGGGCACACAACGGUUGAGUCUGCACAAAUCAACAAGUGUGUACUCUUUCUCAUAAAUGCUUGUACAUGUGUGGAAAAAGCUUGUACUUGUGUUCAGUGUAACAGGUGAACAUGCCUUAUGUGUGCAGAUGACUGUUUGUGCCCAUGAUCUUCCCCACAAUAUAAAUGAAAAAUUUAAAACUAUUUAACACUACCCAUUUUUAUGUCAUUUAGCAGCAACAACACUACCACUAAUUUACAUUUACCUGGCAACCUAGGAAUUAAAAAAAAUAACAGCUCUAACCAGAAUGCUUACCAAAUUUUAUUUUCAGUAUCAAUUUAAAACUGCUCACAUUAAAAACCACUACUCAACACUUAUUACUAGUAGUAUCAGUACUGCUCCCACUUAACAUUAAUUUUCCCACCAAAUCUUUAUUCGAAGUUUUCUCUAACCUCUAUGCUUGCAAUCUAGGAGCCCCAUCCUUGACCUGCUCUCAUAAUGAAGAAGGCUGUUAUUGCGAUCUUCAGGGUAGGGUGGUGGUGGUGGCGGCGGCGGCGGCGGCGGAGAGGGGCCUAAGCCCUUGCAAAUCUCUUGAGUAUUGGGCAUACAUGUAUGAGGAGCAUUUUGUCUCCUUGAUAAGCUUCUCCAGAGGAGUCUGAAGAGCCUUCCGGAGCUAGGGUUAUCAUGCACCUUUAGGCCAAGAGCUGGCUAAUCAAAGGAGGAGGAAUCGCAAUCUCAUGCCUUUGUAAUCAGUGGACCUCUGAUAGACAAGUGCGGAGAGGUGGAGGAUGCUAUUAUCCAUUGAAUCAUAGCUGGGGGAGGACCGAUAAGGCCACUCAACAGCCCUUUGCCAAUGACCCCUUUGUUCUCAUCAAAGGCCACAGGGCUCUCCCUAUCUUCCAGUUGCCAGAGAGCUUCAUUCCCAAAGCUUCAUUCCCUGUCAUUCAUUCAUUCCCUGUCAGUCAUGCACUGGGCGCCAGCGCCCAGCAAGCUUGUCAGCAAAUUUGGGCGCUUUCGGUGAAUGUCAGGAGUGGCCAACUCUUUCAAAUGGCUCCUCGGGAGCCACCAACUACCUGAAACAAACACAAACGGUGCAAUAUUAAGAGAUUUCUAUUCAAUGAUGUUGCUUAAAAUGUAGAAUUGUGAUGAUGUGGAUUAGUCGCAGCAGGAGUAUUGUCUGGUUAUGAAUCUAUCUUGUGUUUCUUAUAUUUGACUUCUUUGUGUUGGGAUUUGUAAACCGCUUGGCUUUUUGAAGCAAUGAAAUACAAAGCGGUCUGCAAAACAAACCUUGCACCAGCUCCCUUGGGAACAAGCCCCUCUGUGUUAUAUCAGUGGGGCUUCCAGAUGGGACUUCUGGACUGGAUUCAUAUGGGCCUCAUGUAGCUUGCCAGCACUCAGGAUCAUGGGUUGGGAAGCAGGUGGUUGGUUGCUCAUAUACACUCACAUAUUACAGCCAUAGAUCAUCUGCACAUAUAGAUUAAAAGGCUAUUGACUGCCCUCAGUGAUGACAUGGUUGGGCUCAAGGAAGAAGCAGCAGCUCUAGAAGCCUGAUAUAUUUAUUUCAGACCCUUGCAGCCCACCUUGAAGGUUGCAGGUUCAACCCUCAGUAUCUCCAGGUAGGACUAGGAAAAGGACUCUGUCUGAAACCAUAGGGAGAGCUGCUGCCAGUCAGAGUAGACAGUACUGAGUUAGAUGGAUGCGGAGCAGUUCCCAAGGGAGAAAAAACGUUUUAUUUCAUUAUUUCCCCCCACAAAAUUCAUAUAACGCUUGAUAGAAAUUAAACCCCAACAGAGUUUACAAAAGCAACAUUAUUGCUUAGACAAGCUGCUUAGGAAACUGAGGUAAUUUUAGUCCGGUUUUAGUCUUUUAACUUUUAAAAGUGUUUUAAAGUAUGGUUGUUAUUGAUUUCACUGUUUUAUCUUUUGUAAACCACUUCAAGGUGUGUGUGUGUUUUAACUAUCAAAUUGUGUAUACAAUUUUAUGAAAUAAAUAAAUAGGCAGGAGAAUGUCAAGUAAGGCCGGAGGCCUCCUUUGCUCUCCCAUUAAUCCUCUGCUGCCCUACUGUUGCCUCAUGAGCAGUAUCCAAUCAGAGGAGCUCCUUAAGAAUUUGGGCGGCAGUUCUGUCCAGUCAGGUGCAUUGUGCCUUCCAUUUCAUUUGCCUCGACCAAUGAGAGGCUCACUUUCAUUCCGAGGGGUCGUGGUGGUGGGUUUUGGGCCUACCUUUUCUUUUUCAGCAGUCAAGCUCAGCAGCAGCCAGGCUUCUUCUUAGUCUUCUCAGUAAGUGGAAGUUAGAGAAAAUAUUAUACUGCUAGGUGUUGUUUAUUAUUCUGCUAAAAUAAAGCGUAGGGGGUAAGGGCUGGAGGCAGAAGGAAUGAAAAGUGCUAGACUUGUAUUAUGCCCUUCCUGGAUUUUUACACACACAUACACAUACACAUAAGAUUGUUCCCAACCCUAACCCUGUGGAAAGCCAUCUAAUUAGACUUUAAUUUGAUUUUGAGCUGUUUUUAGGAGGUAAUUUAAUUAUUGUUUGAUUUUAUACUAAUGUUGUAUAUUUGAUGUUAGCCACCCUGAGCCCGGCUUCGGCCGGGGAGGGCAGGAUAGAAAUAAAAGCUUCUUAUUAUUAUUAUUGAGCAAACCUGGUUAUAUAAAUAGAUAGAUAAAUAAAUAGCUAGAUAGAGAUAUUAUAUAUUAUUCUUUAGUCAUUUACUAGCAGCCUCAUACCUGGUGCUGCUUGGGAAUUAAAACAAACAAAUUCAGCGUGGUUUUGAAAUUGGUAGUUAAAAUCAGUGCAUUUCCUAUAUUUUUUAUUACUUUUCAUUGAACCAUAUUAAAUCUCAAGUACAUAAUGCAGUUGCACCAAGUAACUAAAAAUGCACACGUUGGAAUGGCCUGUAAUAUGCAUAUGUUAAUAUUUUGCCACAUAGGAAAGCUAUUGGUGCAGUUUCAAAGAGGUACAGAUUCAAAAUGACACCCAAUUGUAUCCAAACAUCGAUGAAAAGUUGCUCCUUGAUCUCAGGAACCAACAUGCAGAAUUUGGUUAAGACCAGCACAUAGGGUUUGUGGGGUUAUUUUUCUGGGGGGACAGACAAAGUUGUUGACUUUUUUUAGUUAUGCCCAAAAUUGUUGAGUUUUUGAGCUAUUUUUAAUGAAAUCUACACUACCAACAUGGGCUGCCCUACGCCCAGAUUUUCAUGGAUGUUCCAGCGAUUUUUGGGAAGUUCCGGACGUAGGGCAACCCUGCUAGCACAAUUUUGAAAGGUUCAGCCCACCAUCUUGAUUCCAAAUAGCCUCCCGCCUCUCUGCUUCUUCAGAGCACCCAGUUUUCUGCUUCCCAUUCUUGCACAGCUUAUAUUCCCUUCUACUAUGACGUGUCCCCACCCGCAGAUUUACCUCUGUUAUUGUCAGCAUUUAGUGUCUGAACUUUCCUCUUCAAGCAGUUGUGAUGCUUGUGAACAUCCUGUGCCACUGCUGCAGCUAAGGCCAAUGGAGGGAAUGGGGGGGGGGCAGGGAGAGAGAAGCAGCUUGCUUGUGGCAAUGAGCUGCUUUCGAGGGGGUGCCUGAGUGGGAUUUUCGACCCUCUCAAUAAUUCUGGGUUGUGAUUUUCUGCGAGGGAAAUAAAGGAUUAACAAGAUUUUUGCAAACGGCUUUGGCUAAAAAUCUACCAGUGGAAUAAUAAAAAUAAAAAUCUCUUGCACACAUUCAGGCCAUGUGUGUGAGUUGUUUCCUCUCUCUCCCAAGUAUAAAGUAUUUUUAGCCACCGAGCCAUUUGGGGACUUUCUGGAUCGAUGGCCUGAUUUACAACUAAAUCUGCCGGUUAUUACGGGGAUUAGUUUGCCCAGUGCGUAGAUUAGUCAGAGUGUGAAAUUGCACACACAUUAAGCCUGUCUCAGCCUAUGGGAGGUGUCAAAGGGAGUUUGAUCCUUGGCUGGGUUGGUGUUUGUGUGUGUGCGUGUGUGUGUGCGAGUAUCAGAGGGAGGGGGAAUUUUGACGCAGUAAUCGGUGUUACUGGAUGAACCUCGGAAGAGAGGAAGCUGCCUUAUACUGAGUCAGACAAUUGGUUUAUCUAGCUCUGCAUUAUUUAAACCAGGUGUGGGGAACACUAUUUCAGCCCAAGGGCCAUGUUUCCUUCUGGGAACCUCCUGAGGGCCACAUGCCAGUAGUGGAUGGGGACAGAGGCAAAAGUGGGUGGAGCAAUGAAUGCAAAUUUUAAUCUUUGUAUAGUAAGAACAUAAGAAGAGCCUGUCAGAUCAGGCCAGGGGCAUAGCUGUCAACUUUCAGAUUUGAAAAGAAGGGAUCAGCAGCCUCGAAAAGAAGGGAUCAGCAGCCUCACCUGUCCUGGGGACAGUCUACGGGAUAUCUAAUAAUCCGGGAUAGCAGCGGGAAAUGGCGCUGGAAUAAGGGAAUUUCCCACAAAAAAAGAGAAGGUUGACAGCUAUGGCCAGGGGCCCAUCUGGUCCAUUAUCCUGCUCUCACACUGGCCAUUACUAUUUUACUGUUUUACUAUGACUAUGACUAUUAUUUAUUAAAUUUGUAUACUGCCCUUCAUCCAGAGAUCUCAGGGUGGUUCACAGCAUACAAAUGCAGAAUAAAGCCAUAAAGUACAUAGUAAGAACAAGAACAAACCAAAGCAAUAACCAUGCUCCCACAAACACAUUUAACAUAGACUGUUAAUCAGCCAAAGUCCUGGUUAAAAUGGAAAACUUCUUUUCCUGGCACCCAAGGUUGUAUAAUGAAGGUGCCAGCCGAGCCUACCUGGGGAGAGCAUUCCACAAGUGGGGAGCUGCUGCAGAAAAGCCCGUUCUUGUGUUGCCACCCUCCAGAAGUCUCAUAGAGGAGGUACACGAAGAAGGGCCUCUGAUGAUAAUUGCAGCAUUCGGGUUGUCCUAUAUCCAUAGUUCCAUAGUUUAACCAUGUGCUGUGCUUUCUUUUAUGUGUCCUGAAUCCUCCAACAUUCAGCCUCAUUCAAUGCUCACAACUUCUAAUGUUAUGAGAGAGGAAGAAAAUUUUUUCUAUAUCCACUUCUCCAGACUAGUUUCUACACACUUAUCCAUAUGUGCAAGGGACAUCAUCAGAGUUCAAGGACAUAUUCAGGCAAAAACAUUUAGUCAUGCUGGCCACAUGACACGGGAAAACUCUGCGGACAAAACGUUGGCUCCCUUGGCCAGUAAAGCAAGAUGAGCGCCGCAACCCCAGAGUCAGCUGUGACUGGACUUAACUGUCUGCGGUCCUUUACUAUUGUUGUGGGGUGGGAGCCCCCGUCAGAUUUAUGUUGAUAAAAUAAACUGGUAAGUUGUUUUGUUUAUUUAUUCAUUUAUAUCACACCUUUCCUCCAAGGAACUGAAGUCGGUAUGUGUAGAUAUUUCCCUCCUGUUUUAAUCACACAACAGUCCUGUGAGGUAAGUUAGGUUAAGAGACAUAAACGGACUCAAGGUCACCCAGAUAAGUUUCAUGGCUGAGUAGGGAUUUGAACCCUGGUUUCCCAGGUCCUAGUCCGAUACUCUAACCACUGUACCACACUGACUUAGUAUGUUCUCUCCCCCCCCCCAACUCAGUGCUUGAUUCUGCUUUUCUGUUCUCAGGACUUGGCUCGUCUAGGGGCUUUAGAUAGUUCACACAUGGGAGAGACCAUCUUCUUCCAUAUCCUGUUGGCUUCCCCCCUCGCGCUCCUAAGAUAUUGUAAAAAUCCUCUGCUUCCGCCAGUUAAGCUCGGAUCACCUCGCCCUUAAUGUUUCACAGCUGCUAAGUUUGUCUUUUAAGAGGAAACAUUUGGACAUAUACAGUCCUGAUGAGGCGAGGGGAACCAAUAUCACCUCAUGGUGAAUGCAGAAAAAGGUUGUUCUUCAAUCUGGCCAGAAACAUGGGAUAAUUUCAGCAGCUCCUGGCCUGGUUAAAAAAAAAAAUAAGACAGGAGGGCUGUGUGUGCAAAGAUCCAAACUUUAGGACUAGCUUUACCAUUAGGCAGAGUGAAGCAGUUGCCUCCGACAGCUGAUCAAUAACAAGCUGAUUUUAUGCUUGCUAUUGAUUGUUUUCCCCCUGGUUGAUUAUGGUGUUUUAAUGUGCCUAUAAUUACUAUGAAACGUAGGUGGGUGGCGACAAUAUCAGAAAAUAAUCUAACUACUUAAACUAUCAAACAAACAAAUAGAAAAUGUGGUUCAAUGAAAGUAAGUGUAAAAUGAUGCACACCGGGGUAAAACAAUCCUAAUUUUGCAGAUAAGAUUAUGGAGUAAGAACUGAUGGUGACUAACCAGCAGCAGUGGAUGGAUUUGUUAAUUUUGCUUCCCUCACUUUCUCAUUUUUACACUAUUAAAUUAAGUUCUCCACAUUUACAAGCAAUCUGUGUUAAAAAAAAUUCUGAUGAAAAUUAAUCAGCAUUUCACUGCAAAUUUCUCGUAAAGACUGUCUCUCCCAUUACGAAUCAAUCUGGACCCUGCGAUCAUCACCUGAGGCCUUCUUUUGCCCCAUCUCCUAGAGAUCUGGAGGGUGGCAACACAAGAAUGGGCCUUUCCUGCAGUGGCUCCCUCUUUGUGGAAUGCUCUCCCCAGGGAGGCUCGCCUGAAGCCUUCUAUUACACAUGUUAAGUAAAGGUAAAGGUACCCCUGCCCGUACGGGCCAGUCUUGCCAGACUCUAGGGUUGUGCGCUCAUCUCACUCUAUAGGCCGGGAGCCAGCGCUGUCCGCAGACACUUCCGGGUCACGUGGCCAGCGUGACAAACUGCAUCUGGCGAGCCAGCGCAGCACACGGAACGCCGUUUACCUUCCCGCUGGUAAGCGGUCCCUAUUUAUCUACUUGCACCCGGAGGUGCUUUCGAACUGCUAGGUUGGCAGGCGCUGGGACCGAACGACAGGAGCGCACCCCGCCGCGGGGAUUCGAACCGCCGACCAUGCGAUUGGCAAGUCCUAGGCGCUGAGGUUUUACCCACAGCGCCACCCGCGUCCCUGUACACAUGUUAAGACACCAGGCAAAAGCGUUUCUCUAUAAACAGGCCUUUGCCUGAUUAAAUAUGUUUGUGGGAAGGAAGGGGUAUUGGUUAUGUUGUGAACUGCCCAGUGAUCUUUGGAUGAAGGGCAGUAUACAACUUAAUUAAUUAAAUAAAAUACUAAAUAAUUUUUAUAUGCAGUUCUGACUAAUGAGCCCAUCUUUGGAAACAUUUUCCCCAUAUAUAAUGCAUUUUUGUAUGCUAUAUUCACUUAGAUACAAAGGUUUGUUCAUACUUUCCUUAAUAUAUACAUAUUUGUAGACAUAGGUUGGUGUUCUGAAGUUGGGUAAUUUGAACUUGCAAAUUUUGGAUAAAUGUGAAUUUUGAAGGGUGGCUGUUCACAUAUUGUUUUGGAAGGUGUGUUAUUUGAUAGAUUCAGCUUGAAACUAUCUUCUAUUUCUACUGGCCAGGAAUGAGACCUUGGGGUAAUUGUGGUGGCUUGUUGAAAACACAGACCCGGAAUAUGGGCUGCUAUGAGCAAAUGUGUGCUCCAUGUUAUGGAUCAUUAGGAAAGCAACUGAAAAUAUAAUUGCUGUUGGUGGGUUUCGACUCUCCAUGAGUCUCUGUUGGUGGGAUACCUUUGUUCAAAUUUAUGAUACUGUGCAAGCAAACACUUGGAAUGCAAUGUGGCUAUACUUUUGGCUGCCACAUCUCACAAAGGAUAUUGUAGAGCUGGAAAAAGUGCAGAGAAGGUCCGCCAAAAGGAUCUGAGGGCUGAGCUGAUUCUCCUGUGAGGAAAGCUUACAAUGUCUGGGGCUUUUUAGUUUAGAAAUAAAGUGGUUAAGGGCAGGGGGUUAUUUGUUUGCUUGUUUAUUGAAUUUAUAUCCUACUCUUCCUCCCAAAGGAGCUCAUGGCAGCAAACAGGUAAUAAAGCAACAAAAAUAACUUUAGAAACAUCUUCAGAAACCUUUUUUUAAAAAAGAAAACUCUUUAAAAUCUUUAAAAAAUCUUAGAAACAAUUCCAAUACAGAAGGAGACUGAGAAAAAUCUCAUCUUAAAGAGACUCAUUGAAAGAGGAAUAUGUGUGUGUGUGUGUGUGUGUGUAAAAUUGUCCAGUAGCACCUUAGAUACCAACUAAGUUUGUUCUUAGUUGGUCUCUAAGGUGCUACUGGGCAUUUUUUAUUUUUUUAUAUAUAUAUUUCGACUGCAUCAGACCAACACGGCUACCUACCUGAAAGAGGAAUGUCAUCCAUAGGCACCAAAAAUAAAACAGACAGCACCUGUCUAAUAUUCAAGGGGAGGGAUAUGGUAAGAGGUGUAGAUUUUCUCUCAUAAUACCAGAACUCAUAGACAUCCAAGCUGAAUGUUGGCAAAUUCAAGACAGAGCAAAUUAAGGUCCAUUAUGAGUGAUAAGUCAGGCAAUGUGCUUUGAAACUUGUAAAAAACCAAUCAGGUUGUUUUGCAAGUAUAAAACUGGGGCAUCUCAAAGCAGGAUUUCCCCCUCUGUAGUGCUUUUUAAAACUUUAAUAUAUAUUUUUGUCUUACAGAGGGAACCAUUUAAAAGUCUCUUACCUUGUGGAAUUCCCUUCUGAGAGAUAUAUGGCUUGCUCCAUCAAUCCAGGUAUUUCAUAAUGUUUCUAAAAACCUGCCUGUGUUACCCUGCUUUUAAUGGCAUUUUAACAUAUGUUAUGCAAAGUCAUGUCUUAUCAAAGAAAACUGCCUUAUACUGAGUCAGACAGUUAGUCUAUCUAGCUCAGUAUUGUCUGCACUGAAUGGCAGCAGCUCUCCAGGGUUUCAGACGGGAUUCUCUCCCAGCUCUACCAGAAGAUGUUGGGGAUUGAACCUGGGACCUUCUGCAAGCAAAGCAGAUGCUCUACCUAUGUUUCCCCUAAAAAACAAUUAUUUAUGUCCUCUUGGUUCUGGAGGAAUGGUGGGACCACAGAAAGCUGCCUCAUACUGAGCCAAUCCACCUAGCUCAGUGUGCCUUAACACAGACUGGCAGCAGCUCUGCCAGGGUUUCAGCCAGGAGUCUCUCUCAGCCAUACCUGGAGAUGCUGGGGAUAGAAACAGACUUUCUGCAAGCAAAGCAGAUCCUCUAGCACUGAGCUACACAUCUUACCUGUUGAUUUAAUAUGGUUGGCUUUUCCUUUUGCAUUAUGCAUUUUAGCAGAACGCUUUGCCCUGCCUUGGUUGUCAUUUUUGAUUGAAGGAUGGUAUAAAAAUGACCCCCUUGCCCUCCCCCUGCAACUGCCCUCUGAAGUGGUGCAGGUUGCUUGACCGCCUCAUUCGACCGCAGGCGUGCAUCGGAUCCUUUCUAGGAUUUCCCACAUGCCGUGAAUUUGAACUUCAGGUUGUCUUUGCAAAGCAACCUUUCUUUGCCAUCUUCUUUCUCUCUUUCUGUGCAAAUGAACGACCCCCCUCUGCCCCCCGCUCCAGCGCUGCCACCCAAAAUGAUUUAUGGGCAGUACAUGGGUAUGUUUAUUACAGAAACCAGGGAAAGGGUAGCAAAGCCAUAUUUCACGUUCGCUCAGGAAACGUGAGCUCGGCUUUAUUAGAAAGCUCCCACUUUAUCCCAAAGAGUGAUCUACAGCUGAGCCCGGGUUAAAUGAGACAAUUCGGUGUUUGAACUCCAUAGGGGGGCGGCCAGUUGCUACAACUUGGAAAAGGGCUUUUAAAAGCCUGCAUUCGCAGAAGAUCUUUCAGGGGUUUCUUGCGUGAGGCUGAACGUGUGCAGUAGAGGAGAUGUCUGUUUCAUUGUGGUGCGGUUGUUAAAGUGUUGGGAAAAUCUGGGUUCAAAUCCCCACUCAUUGGGUGGCCUUGGGCCAAUCACUCUUUUUCUUUGUGUUGCUCACACGGUUGUUGAGAAUGAAAAAUUAUUAAUUUUCAUUUAUAUGAAUUCUUGCCUAUUAAUAUUUUGCAUGCACACCUCUCUGUACUGCUUUUGAAGCCAAUGGUAAGGGAUGAUGGGAUUUGGAGUCCAGCAAAGUUUGGAGGGGCACCACUGGCUACCUACUAGGUAGGAAUGUAGAAAGCGGCCUUAUUAUACUCAGUCCUCACGGUUCCAGAUCAAGGGCUGAUUUAAACAGGCACAUAGAAAUCAUAGAAUUGUAGAGUUGGAAGGGACCUGGAGGGUCAACUAGGUCUAACCCCCUGCAAUGUAGGAAAUAUGCAGUGGUCCCAUACAGGGAUUGAACCUGCAACAUUUGCAUACCAGCACCAUGUUCCAAACAACUGAGCUAGAGAAGACACCCAUAGGAAGCUGCCUUUUACUGAGUCAGACGAUUGGUGCACUUAGCCCAGUGUUGUCUUCACUGAGUGGCAGCUGAACUUCAGCCCUACCUGUGCUGCUGCCACAAAUUGAAUCUGGGACCUUUUGUACGCAAGGCAGAUGUCCUGCCACCCUUUGACAUCUCAUCAGGAGGAGAAUUUUUCCUAGCUCCACGAACUGAGAUAAAAGAAUCUCAGUGGGGAUUUAUCCCAGGACCUUCUGAAGGCAGAGUGUGUGCUCUGCUGCAGUGCUAUGGCCCCAUGACAUGCUAUGAACCUCUCCCCGACGCCAAAUUGCACAGUGUUUUCUCCUCUGACAGAAGAUGCUCAGGUAUUGUCAUAUUCUAUAAAUUUCCCCAUUCUGACAACAGCAAAAGUCUUGGUUCAAAGGGGCACUUAAAAAAAGAAGCGGGAAUUUCCCCGUGGCUGCGUGGUGAUGAUUCUUUAAAACAGAGAGCGAGGGAGAGAGAUUUAAUGCUUGCCAGCCCUUGCAUACUUCCCCCAAAGCUGCUUCUGAGAAUUUAGAACAAUUUAGACCAAACUGAGGGCGAUGACGGGAGUUUUGCCUCCCUUGGAUACAAGAACUUUGUCCCCGGAGGGUGCUGUCUGGAGUGGGAGCGGAGGAGGAGGAAGCGUCGGGUUUUGACAAUCCCUCCUGUAUGUGUUAAUCUGGAUUGUGAUUGAACUUUUGGAACUGACCUUGGCAUGAACUGUGUUAAAAAAUCCGUGCUGGAGUGGACUGGCUUAACCUCGCUGGUUCCACUUGCUCACGAGGUCCGCGGCCUUGCUUGGUCCAAUCCAUUCCCUGACAUAUAUUUGGAGGAAAUGCAAGGGAUUGUCAAAAAAGGUAGGUAGGUCUGUUGUGUUACACACAAAUGACAACAUAAGGCCAAGCCCAAAGAUUAUUGCUAUUGGCUUGAAUUACUUUGGGGGGGGGGGGAAAGAUCACAGGGAUGAAAACAGGGAUGAAAAAUGGCAUUUCUGUCCUCCUAACCUUACCCUUUCUGUCUCUGCAGCCACCAGCUGCAUUACAGCAGCACCACUAAGCCUGGUGGAGACCAUUUUCCCCCUUCCCCAACUAUCCCCUCUGUGCCAUUGGGCAGAAAGGGGAGGCAAAUGGAGACUUCUUUCUCCACAUUCUCUUGUCAUUCCUUGCAAUUUUGGAGAGGGCAAGAGCCUGGGAUAGCCCUGUCAGCAGAGCAUGACACUCUUAAUCUCAGAAUCGUGGAUACGAGCCCUUCAUCGGGCAAAAAAUUCCUGCAUUGGGGGAUGGACUAGAUGGACCCCCCAGUCUCUUCCAACUCUACAGUUCUAUGCUUCUAAGUCAGGGGUGGGGAGCCUGGGCCAUGGGUCCUGACUGUGGCCCUCUGGUUCUCUCUGGACCUCUGCCUUCUCCCCAGGUCGCACUGCUCACCAGCCUGCUUCGUAUCCUCCUUGGGUGUUUUUGUCUGGCUGGAAUGCCUCCCUGAAUUCUGAUAAUGCCUCUCACAUGUCUGGAUGUAGGAUAGAGUAGGGUGUGUCUAGAAACUAGGUGGCAUUUACAUUUGUUGCACCACUCAUUUUUGCCUUUGUCCACCUCUAGCAUGUGGCACUUGGGAGGUUGCCCAGAAGAAAAUGUGGUCCUUGGGUUGAUAACAGUUCCUCACCUGGCCUGAGUGGUUAGGCAGUAGCUGUGAGGAGGAGAAGGGCCAAAGGCCUCUGGAGGAGCUUAGCAGUGCCCCCGUCCUGCAGUAUGACUAAUGAUAGGUAAAGGUAAAGGUACCCCUGCCUGUACGGGCCAGUCGUGUCCGACUCUAGGGUUGUGCGCCCAUCUCACUUAAGAGGCUGGGGGCCAGCGCUGUCUGGAGACACUUCCGGGUCAUGUGGCCAGCGUGACGAAGCUGCUCUGGCGAGCCAGCACCAGCACAGCACACGGAAACGCCGUUUGACUAAUGAUAGGGGCCCAAUAAUGCCAACAGUGAUGCUCAUAUAUGAAUCACUGGUGAUGGGGGCACUUCCUGACUGGAAAGACCAGGGAUUCAUGCAGAUAGACAAGAAACCCAACAUCCUCUGAUGGCCAAGUUAAUCCUACUCCUUCUGCAGCUGUAUCAGGAACAACUCAUUUAUCCAGCCACACGCAGAGCCAGGGCUGAAUUACCCCCAGAUACUCAGCAGAGGCUUUUUAAAAAAGAGGCAAAGACAGAGCAGGGCAUCAUCCAGGGCGGCGGAAGCCAGAUCUAUGAGAGCUCCGGGGAGUCUAUGCAGUUCUUUUGUGUGUGUUCCAUGAAGUGUUCUCUCACCACGUGUUGUUUGGGAGUGACUGUUGCCUUUUUUGAUGGGGGCUAUUCCUGGAGAAAAUUCGCAGAGAUUAAAGAGACUCUGAGAAUUUCCCAUUUAUUUGCAUGGUUGCGAUUUUGAAAGAAAGGGAAAGAGAUUGGGGAUAGAACAAAAAUUUUGGAAACCCAAUAUUUUAGUGGUUUCUUGUGUAGACACAUAGACAAUUCUUUUUCUCACCACCUGGGACAUGCUAAGCCUAUAGUGCUGAGCCAAAGAGCAAAUAUGAUUAUUUUUUUUAAAAAAAGAUUUUUAUUUUAUUUUUCACAAAAGAAGAAAAAAAUAGGUCAAUUUCCCAUCCGCUACAAAGCUGAGGAAGCGUUAAAAGAUUUGUGGGUUUGGAUGUGUUUCCUUUUCGCUUUGUGACUUAAGAUGCCUUGUCCUUUCAUUAUGUGAAGUAGGUAAAUAUAUUUUGAAUCCUGGAAGAACCUUACCUGUCUCUAUUAAAAACACAAAAUGAAACUAAAAGGACCUCGUAGAGAUAUUGAGACUUAAGAGGAGCUUGCAGGGCCACUGAGAGGCAGGUACAGGGAAUACCAGGCCCACAGCCACUGACGCACACAGAUUCUGAAGUUACAUUUUUAAAAGAGCAAGUCUCUAGCCCUGCUAGAAAGUAAGUUCCGAAGGAAAAUAUGAAGGUUUCUUUCUAAGCAACUUCUGUGUGAUGAAACAGAUUGGCUGCUCCUGCCUGCCUGUUUUUUCUAUAGCCAAUAAGUGAAGUCAGAGUUGUGCUUGGCAAGUGAGCUCUUUGGACACAAGGCUGCAGUAAUUGCUGGGGUCCUAAAGAGCUGCUGUUUCCCCCUCCCCUUUAGUGCACUUAUCUUACUUCUGCCUCAUUUUUUAGGUCCAUAUAAUUUUUGUUGUUUGCCUUUCCUCUAGCAACCGGGAUGCAUCAUUCCAGGGGUGGGCUCAUUUGAGAUGCCACAGAAGUUACUCUCUCUGGAUACUACUGCAUAGUAAAUGUGUAUGGAUGUUAAAUAACCCCGCACCAAAAAAAGGCAAAUGAAAAAUGUGAAAACUUUGCAAAGAGGCUUAGGCUCAGGCACUCAUUAAGAAUUCACUGUAUAGUUAACUUAGAGUGCAAUGGUACUACUCAGAAGUAAAUCUCUUUGUGUUUAAUGGGGUUUACUUCCAGGUAUGCAGGUACAGGUAUGUGAGCACCUGGCUAUUGGCCACUUGCGACCUGGUGAAGAUGCCUGGGUGCCAGAAUGGUGCCUGACGUCUCCACCAUCUGGAGUUGCGUGCCUGGGGAUCCUUGGAUCUUGGCUGUUUUCACACACUAGCAACACCAUCUUGUAGAAUUCUAUCCAUUUUAUUUUAUCUGCACAAUCAGAAUGAACGAUUCUGGCCCCCAAAUGGCAACUAGGCAUUCCGUUUUAGCGACUGUAAACCUGGUGCCUAGCUUAUAUAUCUGAGUUUCUAACACUGGGCAGUUGGCCGUGACCAGGGAUACUGUGCCACAGGUGGUUCAGAGCUGGAAGCAGAAGGGCUGUAACUCUGGGACAGAGCACCUGCCUUGCAUGUAGAAGUUCCCAGGUUCAAUCCCUGGCAGCUUCUCCAAGGAGGGCUGGGAAAGGCUUCCUGCCUGAAAUUCUGGCAAGCUGCUGCUAGUUUUGUGGACAGUGCUGGGCUAGAUUCACCAAUGAUCUGACUCUGUAUAAAGCAACUUUAUAGAUUCUUUGUAGCCCACAGCCUCCACCGACACCACCGAAAUGACCUCGGCACAAAAAUAUAAACAAGAUCCUUUCACCACAGAGAUUUAUUUAAGAUCACAUGCAUUUUUGGAUAAGAUAGGAGGAGUUCCAAGGAACAAUGCUAUAAUAGUUCAACGAGAAGGAUUUCCCACUGGAGUUAAUCAGAUGAAGUACGUUUCUAAAAUACAUGGAAUCAUCAGAGAUCCUCCUUCCCAAGGACAAAAGAAAAGAGAAGAUGCUUCCUUUGCUUGUAAUACUCUUGGUAUCAAUUUAAAAUCUUGCCAGGUGGAGGGAUGAAGAAACAAGAUCAGUAUUGCAAAGAAACCAGUGUCCCCUUUGGAGCUUGUCCUCCAAUAAUCCAGUAAUCAAUCUGUCACUGUUUCAUACAUUUGCAAAGUGUUGCAUGCUGAUAGCCUCAAUUUAUAUGGGCCUCAUUCUUCAGAAUUAUGACGCCAUUUCCCAAAUAGGGUAGCAGCUUUAAUUGUUACAAAAUGAAGGCUAGCAGUAAAUUCAGGUUGAGAGACGCGAGUCUCCUUUUGACAAGGGUAGGUAACCCUGUGGCUCUCUGGACAUUGCCGGACUACAACUCCCAUCAUCCCUGAUCACUGACUGUGCUGGCUGGGGCAGAUGGAAGUUAAAGUCCCGCAACAGCUGCUGGGCCACAGAUGUUUCCCUCAUCUGAGGUUUACGGAUGAUGCGCGGAGUGGGGAAGCAGAUUAUGGUUACAAGAACAUAAAAGUUGCUUAAAAUACUUAUUCGAAACAGCCAUUUCCCUGUACUAGAAAAGCCAUUAGGAUUAAAAGAGGAGAGUCUCGUUUAUAUAUUGCACGGUGCAGAAAAUCAGAAAUUUGUUCAUACAGUUCUGGAAGUGCGGAAAGCGGACGUGGCGUUGGUUAGGGUGACAAGAACCACCCAGCAUCGGAGCCAGCCACGGGGGUAAAUGCACAUCAAGAGUUUAUCCAGCGCAUCAUGCCGUUGGCCUGCAGGAUUAUUGUUAUUUUGCUUCAGGAACGCCGGGAGUUGUUUACGGGAAGCCUGUCGGGAAGAGGCUCAGUGGCUGGCUCUCGUUGGUUGGGAGAGGCGACCGGUAUCCGUCGAAGGUGCGUGGAAUGCUUCCGCUGGUGGAGCCCGAGCUAUUGCUGAGCGUCUCGAUGCUUCCUUCUCGCUGUAGCUCUGUAGUGGGGAGAGAAAAGGUGGCACCACUCUGGUCAGUGCUUCAGGUAAAAAGAGAGAGGACAGACAUUAGAAGGCCAUGGAGGGGCUUACGAGGGUGUGUGUAACUAUAUGGUUGGGCUUGGUUUACAUUCACCCGUCUGGGGUACAAGGUAGGUUUGUAUGUGGUGUGUCCCCUCCCCCAUUUUUGGAGAUAUGAAUAACUUCAAACACUCCCCCUCCCCAGCCACCUCCCAUGGCCAGUCCAGGUUUAUUUGUACAUUUGUUACAUUUAUAUUCCUCCAAGGAGUUGAAGUGUGCAUGGUUCUCCCUUCUCUGUUUUAUUCCUACAAAAGCUGAAGAGGCCAGAGACCAUCUUGGCUGUGAGUCCUGGGAGAUCUGCUCCCUUCCUUGCAGGCUUUUCCCACCUGGCGAGGGAGGGUGGGGCCUGAACUGACUCCAACUACAAAAGGUGAGGUUGCUGAACAGACUCUUAGGCCAGGGUGUUUGGGUUUCUUUGUUGAGCACUGCUGGCUUUUUUGUAUUUUUAUUUUAGAUUUUGUUGUGAUUUAUGUGGGAAUUGUUCAGUUUGGUUUUGUAUUUUUUAAUGAUUCAUUUAUCGAUUUUGACUACUUUUGCCAUGUUGUGGUUAUGUAUUUGUUUCAUGUUGUAAGCCGCCUUGAGCAUGGUUUGAACUGUGGAAGGCAGCGUACAGAUAAAAUUACGCAUGCGUGUAUGUAUAUCCUUAUUCUCCCAUGAGUUCAGGGAUUGCAAAACUGCAGUGUAGCUCUGCAAUGAGUAGCAUAUUCCACACUAAUGCUGGUCUUAUCCUGUCUGAUUUGGCUCCUUUUAUCUCCCCCUCGCACACAGCUGGCUCUGGUUAAACAUCUCGCGUCACUCCACGGGUCGCCGUCAGCAGGGAGACGGAAUGUGGGCAACAGCUCCGCCCAAACAUUGCUUUUUUGGCUUCUGAACUCCUUACAAGGUUCCCUGUCUCUUCCUUUAAAGAAAAAAAAAAAAAAACCCCAACAACCUAGUAUUGAUUUUCAUGCCAAUGUUGCAUGUCUUUUUUUCUUUUUUAACAGAAAGAAGGAAAAAGCAAGGUUGGGAACAGGGAAGCAUAUGUUAAUAUUUGCUGAAUCCUGCUUGUCUGUGAAGAUGGAUGAGUGACCUGCUUGCCAAAGCAGAGAGAAGCUCUUUGGGGUGAGGAAGAGGUGACCUGAGGGGCAGCAGAAGCUGGUCCAUUAGGGCAAAUGGGGCAGUGCCUGCCCUCAGCCAGCCCCUUCUUCCUGCCUUCUUUCUUACAACCAGCCCAGGGGAUGGCACUGGCUGAAACUUCCCUUAGUCUUGGUUUUGCCCUUCUAUGGUGGAGGAUGGGGACAAAGCUAUAUCCAGUUGGCUCCGCCUGCCAUCAGCACUUGCUUCCCCCAUCUCUGGCUCCACCUACUGUUGGCCUCCCAGUCUCCUGCCUUACCAGUCCUAAAGGGCACCAGCUGCCACUGCUGAAGGGCAGAAAUGUUAGGAUACAUUUCAGGGGAUGAAGCAGUAGCUCAGUAGCAGAGUUUCAGCCCCCUUCCUUAAGAUGACACAUGGAAAGCCCCAAGUUCAUCCCUGGCGUUUCCAGGUUGGGCUCAGAAAGGCUCUGGUCUGAAACCACAGAGGUCAUAGAAUUAGAUGAGGACAACUGGUCUAACCCACUCAUGGCAAGAACCUUGCAAUGACAGCCUGCCUGCAGGGUAGCCCUUCAACUGUUGCUUCGUCCCUCCAGAGGACAGUGUGCCACCUCCUGAGGCAGCUUGCUUCGCUGUCAAACUGCUUUCAUUGGUAGGAAGUUUCUCCUAAUGCACGGAUAGUGUUGGACUAUAAGUCCCAUGAGUCUCAGCCAGCAUGGUAAUUGGAAAGGGAUGAUGGGAACCGUGGUCUGAAUAUUUAUCCAAAGACUGCUUCUCUGCCAUUUCCAGUCAUAACUUCUAGUCUUGCCCUCUGGGGCAAGAAAGAGCCAUUUUUCUCCAUCUGCUGUGUGGCAGACCCUCUGAUACUUGGAGCCUGCUGUUGUGUUUUCCCUUGUCCUUCUCUACGCCAUGCUAAAUAGGUCCCCCUCUUCCAACCAUUUUUCUUCUUGGUUUUGAGACCCCCCUCAUUCUCCUGGUCCCUCCUCCUUUGAGCACACUCACCAGUGCCCAGAAUGAGCAUGGGACUCCUGAUCCACCCACCCCAGCACUGAAGGUGCCAACAGUGCCCCACCUACAUGUCAGGGCUAGAGCACCUGUAACCCCCCCCUCCAGACAUUGUUGGACAUUGAUUCCCACUGGCCCUAGACAGCAUGGCCAAUGGUCAGGCUCUCACAGGAUGUUGUGAUGGCCACCAACUUGGAUAGCUUUGAAAAACUGGGUGAGACAAAUUCAUGGUGGAUAAGACUAUCAGUGUCUGCUAGCCAUUAUGGCUGUAUAUUACCUCCAGUGUCAGAGGCGAUAUCGGUUGCUGGGAAUCACAAGGGGGAGGGUUGCUAUUGCGUUCCAGUUCUGCUUGAGGGCUUCCCAUUGGGGCACUUGGUUGGCCAUUGUGAGAACAGGAUGGUGGACUAGAUGGGCCUUUGGCCUGAUCCAGCUGCAGGCUAAGUUCCAAUGAUGGGAGCUGUAGUCCAGCAACAUCUGGGGGGCAGCAGGUUCCCCGCCAGUAAUCCAGGAAGCUCACAAGUUGUGAUAGCCACCACCUGCUGGGAACCCUCAGAAGCAGCUUCCCAUCUUUCUGCCCUCCUUAUUCCAGCAUUGUGUGUCAGGCAGCCUCUUGCGUUGAGGAUCCCUCCACUUUUGCCCUGGCUAAGUACCCUUUGCCUUUCCUGUUCAACAGCUGGUGCGCAUGCCUCUCCAUCAACCUCUUUUGACCUGUUUCCUCCCACAGUUCUGUAGAUGACAAGCUUAAUUCCCCGCCCCCAGUAAGUAUUUUUGGCACAGGCAGAUCAAUACCAAGAGCUCUUAGUAACUGCCACGGGACACCCAACCAAAGCAAGAAAGCGUGAAAAAGAGACAUUUAAAGAGAGAGAGAGAGAGAACAACCAUCCCACCUCCACUUUCAAGGUGAGAAUGAUUGUGAACCGCAGCACCAGCGCAGUGGAAGCCUCAUCACCCCAAGAGCAGCCAGUUAAGCAGUCGGCGCAGCAGAAGUCUGACAUGCUUGAAACUCAGUUGAACCAAAUAUUGGGGGGAAACACAAGGGACAGUCAAGGAGGCAGGAAGUUAAAUAUUAUGAGCAGGUGGUUAAGGAAAGCCAAGCGCAAAUAUAUAUGGGUGAAGAGUUCCCGCAAGAAAUUUUUUCCAGUCAAAAUUCAUUGCACCAACUCUAAAUUCUCACCAGGUGAAAUCAGCUGACAAAUCACGAUGGACUGUCCUAUGGCAUAAUGAGAUGGGAAUGAGGCAGUAGAGUCUCAGGGCAGCAGACUGGACUGUACCACUUUUGACUGGCAGGUGGGAGAAUCAUGUUUGCUAGUAACAGCAGCACAUCUGCUGCUAUGAUAGGCAGGGUGAGUUUGGGUGGUGGUGGUGGUACAAAGACCCUCCAGGGAUUGGGGUUGGUCUAGGACCAGGGAGGUGCAGGUUGAGCUCCUCAGUCAGCCAUGAACCUCACUGGCUGACGUGAAGUUAAUCACCGUCUUUCUCAGCCUAGCUACAGAUUCUUGAAUCUGUUCUCACAGGAUGGCUUUGAAAGGAUAUUAAGAGAAGGGUGGAAGAGAAGGCUGUUGAUGAGACAUCAUCAUGAGAGGUCUGCUAUAGAGGGGCUGCUUUCCCUCCUGGGGAACAUUCUGGGGGCCGCUUGCCAGUAAUUGGUGGGGCCUGAGGCAAAAGUGGCUGGAUCCGUAACUGACACACUUAUUUUUCACAGCAGGCUACAUUCCAAGCCAUGCUAAAGCCAGAGGUUUUACAUCCUACCGUGCUGUCCUCCUUUAAAGAACAGGAGAGACCAGUGCCAAUCACCAUGCGCCUAUCACCUGCCUUACAUGUGCAGUAGCUUCAUUGUAGCCCUGAACAUAUCCCAAAAGUUGGACUACCAGAAGCCCGUAGGACCCUCAGAACCAGAAAGAGACGGGGAAGGAGAGAGCAAGCGGUUGAAGAGAUUGGGAACAUCCACCUGGAGUCGUUCUAGGCACAGUGGAACUUGCCUGCGUCGCCUCUCUGGAAAUUAUUGAAGUGGGAUGGCAAUACUUACCUUACUUUGACGGGCAUCUUUUGACUUCGUGGAUGGAAGAGAGCACUGGAUGUGGCUGGAUGUUUGCGUUUUUGUUUUAAAAAACAGGAAUUACCUUCUCAACCUUACAGGUGGUCCUGCUACAUUUGGGCUGAGGUGUUUGGGAGUGGUUGCGUUUGGAUGCGGCGAUAGUUGCAGUGCCUGUUCUGUGGAUAAACAGAGUGCUGUGUUCAUUUGGAGGGGGGACUAUGACAUUUUUUCUAAAGAAACCCCAAAGCAGUAAAGAUGUUUAGAGAAGGUGAAAUUUGCUGCAAGUUUGGAGAUUUGGUUAUUUGUCAUUAAGGAGUGGGACUUGGAGUACUGAGUUUGGUCUGUGAUAAAUAAAUAUUUGCAGCCCUAAUAAGAGCUGGUGUGGUAUAGCGGUGUGUCAGACUAGUCCAGGGGUGACCAACCUUUUUGGAUUACUGGGCACAUUUUGAAUUUUGAGGGAGCGCUGAGGAUGCCGCUCACAAAAUGGUUGCCACAGAGAGCAUGGCAUAACACAAAAUUGGAGAGACAACAAUCCCUGACAACCUUAUGCUUAUCAUGGAAAGUCAGUUAUGCUUGUUGGUCCUGAUUAUAGAGUUGUACACACAAGUGCAGUUGCUGUCAAAUAACAGGGAGCAUUCCUCAGUGCCAGGGGAAAUGUACAAGGUACACAAUUCUCAUUGUACAAAAAUUGCUUAACUUUUUAAAAACGAAAGCUCAGAGUCUGGGGCAUCUGGGUUGGUGAUCUCUGGGUUGGUGACCCAGCCUACAGAGACUGGUGUUCAAAUCCUCACUCAACUUUUGGAGCUCCCUGGGCGACAUUGGGCUAGUCACUGUCUCUCAGUUUGAUCUACCUACAGGGUUGUUGUAAGGAUAAAAUGGGGAGUGGGGGAGCACCAGGUAUACCAGCUUGAAUAAGCACCUUAGAAGAAAGAUGGGCUACAACAGCAGCAGCAGCAACAACAACAACAGCAACAUUAAUAUUUUAGGCAUUUAUAUCCCCCUUUCAAAGCACUUCAUCUAGGCUGGGGUGGGGAAGCUUUUUCAGCCUGAAGGUCACAUUCCUUUCUGGGCAGCUACCCAGAGUUCCCAUGCCAUUGGUGGAUGGGGUCAGGUGCAAAAUUGGGUGGAGCGAUGAGUAAAUUUUACAGUGGGUUAGUUUCUGCGCAUGCUCCUCUCUCUCGACCCUCCACCCAGGCAAGCAAGAGGCAUUAAUAGAGUUAAAAUACACAUCUCAGCCAGGCAAAGAAGCACAGAGAGGGUGCAGGAGGGCUAGUGAGGGAUGUGGCUUGCAGAGAUGGUGUGGGGUAUGGCGAGAGUCUCGAGGGCCAGACAGAAAGGCUUGGAGGACCAUGUUUGGUUGGUGGUGUUGAGGGGACCAGGGUGGGGAAGAUUGGUAGAAAAUGCCUUGUUAGCUGGAAGAAGGUAGAAAAUACCUAGUUAGUCUGAGAUGGUAUAAGGGCCAGGGAUGAGGGACCUGUGGCUCUCCAGAUGUUCUCAGGCUCCAUUCUCAAUUGCCAGCAGUCAGGGAUUAUCAUUAUUUUACCAAUUUAUAUGAUGACAGUUGCAGUCCAGCAAAAUCCGUAGGGCCAGAAGUUCUGCAUCCCUGUACUAAGCCAACCCCUGUGUCCUUGCAUUAGUCUUCCUGGGUAAGUGGAGAAAGAACCUUAAAUUGGCGGCUGGGACAGAGUCUGAGAACAGCUGGAUAUAACCAAUUUUCAUUCGCCUUUGCUUUUAGGAUCUUCUUGGAACAUGGAGUUGCCAUCAGUCAUUAUCUUUUGUCUGACUGAGACCCAGAAGCCAUCAAAGGACUCAACGGAAAUCUUAAAAGGAAAGAAGGCCCCGGCUGGCUUUGCUUAAACCUGAAACCAUUUUUAUACGGGACAUUAAUCCGGGGCCUGCUCAGAAACUCUAUGUAGUCCUCCGUUGCCUGGAACACUCAUAAAUUGUUCUGCCUCUCCCCACUUUCUCUCUCCCCCCUUUCUGUCUUUCUCUCUUUCUUUCUCUCUCAACUGUGGAAUCUGCUCUCUGGUGUAUUAGCCCUCCUAAUGGUUUUUCCUUUCCCCGACAGAAGGAAUUGCUGAGCAGAAGAUUCAAGAAAUAUCCUACUUGGGAAUGAAGAGGGAGGAUACUGGGGGACGGGGAGAAAGGGACUUGCUCCAAAAGCUGUUCUGUCCCUCUUUGUGCCACCCGCCCUACCAGGGUUGCACCAUUUCCUGCAGAGGCGCAGGGUGGACGAAAUGAUACAAUGACAGUCGGGGCCGAUGUGUUGGCGGCGGGGGAAGCAGAGCGGCGGCAGGCACAACUUCGGAUCCCAGGAUUCUCCUUCCUCCUCUCCACCUGUCACGACGCAUUAGGCUCAAGCGUGCCCGGCUUGCUGAAGGAGUGACCCCAGACUGAAUGGGAGAGCGCUGGUGGAAAGAACUAAUUGUAGCCUCGUUUUCACACGUCAGUCACUUUUCACAGCGCUGGGCUUUCUGAAGCUCAACUAAUGUUCCUCCCCCCCUUCAAAUCCCUGUGCUGAAUUACGCUGAGAUGCACCCUGACGAUGGCGUUUCUAAAAGGAACAAGACCUCCAAUGGUGGCAGGAGUGGGGACAAUGGGAAGUGGCGCCUGCUGGCCUGGUGAGCUUAUCCACCCGUCCACCCUGCUCUUCCUAGAAGUUCAGGCACCGUUCAGGUCAUUCAUUCGAGUCACAUACUGCCCUGUGCACAAGCCUUAGGGUGGCUUAUGACUAAAUCAGAUAAGAUUAAAAGAAUACAUGUGUGAACCCCCACACCCUUAAAUUAACAACACAACUCAUAACAAGCCACCAAACUGCAAUUUACUCAUCUAACUAAGCCAUUUGUCCAAUUAGGUUUCCUGCAAAUUCUAGCUGGAAAGUGUGUCUUAACCAGUCACCUUAAACUAUGAAGAGGUGGGGCCAGGCAUACCUCAGUAGGGAGUGAGUUUCACAGGCAAGGAACCACCACUGAAAAGUCCCUUCCUUGGCACCUUAAACCAUGCUUACUUGAGUAUAAGGACAGCCAAGAGGGCCUCAUCUCUCAACACACUGGCAGGUUGAUACGAGAUUAUGGGAGGAAAGGUUCAGGGGAAUCUUUAAGGAAAUCCAUAACUCCCUGAUUUCUGCCCCUCCCUGUGAUUUUAGACAAAUUAUGUCCCUCCUAUAGCCUUCUAAAACAUUAAUUGAGGAAGCCAAGGCACCAUCUGACUCCACUCUUACUCAGAUACUCAGCUCAGGGUAGAGUGAAUUGAUUCAUCCUCACAGCAGCCCUAUAAACAGAAUACUUUGUUAAGCCCAUCCACAAAGACUAGAAACUUUAGUUUUUCUCUCCUGAAACAGAAUAAAGUGGUACCUUGGCUUAAGAACAGCUUAGUUUAUGAACAACUUGGAUUAAGAACACUGCAAACCCGGAAGUAGGUGUUUUGGUUUGUGAACUUUGCCUUGGAAGCAGAACAUGUUUCGCUUCCUGUUGAGUGUGUUCCAUUUGUAAAUUGAGUCUCCUGCUGCUUUGGGAAAGCACGCCUUGGUUUAAGAACGCUUUAAGAAUGGACUUCCGGAACGGAUUAAGUUCGUAAACCAAGGUACUACUGUAGAUGAGACUCUCACAGAACACCAAAGGCUGCACCCAAUGUCAAAUCCUUCAUUGGUUUGUGUGGGAACGAUCACAUAAUUAUGGGAUGCACAAAAGCCCGCAUGAAUACUGAAGCAAGGAGCAGGUUUGUCACCAAAUUUUGGCUGACUUAUCUCAGAUACAACAUUUAAAAAACAUUUUGCACACCACUGAGUAUCAAUGCUCCGUUAAGAUAAAUGAGCCAUGUAUGGAGAAGCAAGGAAACCAUACAGUUUGACAGAUACCCAAAUAGACCACAACAGGGAUUUCAGAUGAGAGAGUUUUCCACCCAACCCCCUUCCUUUGACAAAAAUAGAUUUAGUUCAGGAUUUAUUUAUUUUUUAAAGGCUUUUGUGGUUUUCCCCCCCUUUUUGUUAACAGAGCACUGAUGAUUUGGUCUGUCAAAGCUUUAGUCUUCAGCCCUUUGGAACUUCUCCAAGUUUGACUCGGCACAAUUUCUGGAAGGUUAAAAGUACACUAGAUAAAGGAGCAAGUGUUUUAGAGAAACAAUUCCCUCCACAAUAG
This is a messenger RNA of Podarcis lilfordi (Lilford's wall lizard), 45598 nucleotides long. Lineage: Eukaryota; Metazoa; Chordata; Lepidosauria; Squamata; Lacertidae. The record is from the annotation of a GenBank genome assembly.